AUGUCGGCCAGCCGAGAGAUAAAGAUGGAUAGCAGAACUGUCUUUAGCCCAGCAAGUACUGCUCUUGGGCUACCUUUUCAGCCCUGAGGCUAAACUAAUACUGUCUUGCAGAGCAACAGGAAGUGGUCCAACCUCACAGCCUGCUACAGUGGAAAGAAAGAAGCUACAGAGGUCUCUGGACCAUCCUCCCAUUUCAUACAGGUCAGUAAGAUGACCCACAAGGCAUGCAACAAUGCGCGCCAAGACAAUGUUUUUGACCUCACAAGCAGGUGGUUAGAAAUGGAGCCUCACAUGGUGCUCUGCGGCUUGCAAAGAACAGCUUCUUACCCUCCAGGCUGUUCCUCCUGAAAUAUUUAAGAGUAUGCCAUGUGAAGGAUAGUGCUGGGAAGGAAGCCUGAGAGUGGUGCUAUCUAGCCAAAAUCAAUGCCGCUCUUUGGGUUCUCUCCCAGCUGGCUGGUGCUACUUGCAGCUCAGAGUGACAGCUCAAGUGGCUUCAGUGAUAUAUCAGAACAACGUGGUGUAGUGGUUAGAGUCAGACUAGGACCCGGAAGACCAGACUUCAAAUUUCCACUUAACCAUGAAAUGCACUGGGUGACCUUGGGCAAAUCACCACCUCUAACCUACCUGACAGGGUUGUUGUUAUGAUAAAAUGAGGAGCAGGAAAACCAUGUGCAUCAUCUUGAGCUGCUUGGUGGAAAGGUGUGAUAUAAAUGUAAUAAUAAAUCCUCUUAUUUAGUGUUGGGAAGGGUCUUCACCUUGGGGCUAUACCUUGCUUGCCAAUGCUCAUGGGAGAGCAGCGAUGUCAAGGGUGGGGCAGUGUUCUGUUGAUAAGCAGCUUGGCUGAGAAUAAUCAAACCUCCCCCCAGCUUUCAUCCCGAGGCUGAAGACACUGGUUCAUGUUUAGAGAUCCCUCACCUACAGUGGCUGCAGGCAGUCAGACAUCCCCACCCCAAUAACUCAAUGCUGAUUUUGGCUCCAUGAUGUAGACAGUUUCGCUUGCCAGCAGCUCUGUCAAUGAAGUGGCAGAUUCAAGGGGGAAUCACAGUUUAAAUUAUUAGUAGGGGUGGGGAUGCUUGCCAGAGGAAUAGCAGUCUAGAAUUCCCAGCCUAUAAACAUGUUAGUACAUCCUAAACAGGAAGCAUGCCUGCUCAGACCCUUUUAGCUUAAUGGGCAAUAUACUGAAAGUCAGACGACGCCAUCUUCUGGAUGAAAUAUUAUAUAUAUUUUUAUCAAAGAGCAAUUACAGUAUCACCCUGACGUGCAUUAUAGUCAUAAAUGCAUGUUUUAACACGGGGUUGUUUCUUCUUUAAUUUCUUUAUUGAACCAGAUCUAGUCUCACAAAUAUACGGUAACGGCAGCAUGGAAUGAGAGACUAGUGGAUUUCAACCUCUGAAUCUUUUCUCUCUCCCCACCUCAACCGCAGUGUGGUGUAGUGGUUAGAAUGUUGGACUAGGACUUGGGAGACCAGGGUUCAAAUGCCCACUUCAGCAAAGAAGCUCCUUGGGUGGUGAGCUUGGGCCAAUCACUAUCUCUCAGCUUAAUUUACACCACAGGGUUGUUGUGGGGGUUCAUUGGAGAGAGAGAACCCGUCUUGUUCUCAGCAAUAACGGCGCGCACGUGUAAGGAAAUUAAAACUGUCCGAUACAAUGCAGCCCUGGAUCUUUCUACUGAAGAGUAACCCUCGCUGAGCUCAAUGGUAUCUACUGCCAAAUAAGUGCGCACAGGACUGCAGCAUUUCAAGCAUACACCACACGAACUACCUAUUGCACCUGCAAGAAUAAAGUAAACAAAAGAAACUGCUUGGUGUGCAUUGGAUUGCAGUCUUAAACGGAAGCAGCAGUUUUCGGCAAAUAGCUAGGUACCCUGAUCCUGGCUGAAGAUUAUCCUCAAACUUAAAGGUAAGGGCUGCUAAAACAUGCUUCGGCAGCACAUGUGAGCUAUACGGACGCGCCUGAGUGCAGGAGCCAGAAUCGAGGACAUCCAGGUUAGUUCAUAAUAUGUAAGAUCAGGCGCAUCUCCAGGCUCCGCAGCCACGCGUUCUUUUAACGGUUUUAGAACGUCGCUAAAGGGCUUCAACGGGCAUUUCCCAGUACGCAUGCUCAGCAGCACUCCGAGAAGGCGCAGGGCUCAUUUCCGCCCUUAGUGUCUACCUUAUUUCCGGGUUCUGCACUUCGAAUGGGUUGCCAUAGCAAUUGAGAAGCGUAUCGUCUUCAUGGCUGUCUGUUUAUAGAGGCGUUUUGCUCGCUCCGCCCGCUGGAGCGCUCUGCAGAGAACCUGCGCGGGGUGAGUUAAUGCAGGGCGAAGUUUGCAGAUUAUGCCCUUGUUGUUGUUGUUUAUUAUUACUUUGAGGGGGCAAAUUAACAUUUCCCGACCAACAUAAUAAUAAUAAAAAAUAAAUAAUUUUAUUUAUAUCCUGCCCUCCCCGGCCAGGGCCGGGCCCAGGGCGACCAACACCAAACACAAACCACAACAAAACGCAAUUAAAAAAAACAAAAACAGUUAACCAAAAUACGGCCCAAAACACAGCCCAAAAUACAGCUUAAAAUGCGGCCUCAUUUUAGUGUGAUUGGUCAGUCAGUUAAGUAUUUCUAUGGUUUUACUUGAUAGGGGGGGGGCUGGCCCGCCUUGGCUACGCCCAUAAUCACUGUACCAAUUUGUGUAUGGGAUCAUGCCAUUAACUAACACCCCACUGUUUCCAUAUGGUCGUGGAACUAUAGUGCUCUUUGGGUUCUCUUAAUGAGAUUUAGGGCAAUGGGGAGAAGUGCACAAGCUCUGCCUGUCACUGUGCUGAUGAGUUGAAGGUUGAACAUGUAAAGUCAGAAUCCUCCUGUAUGUGCAGAGACUUACUGUGCAUUUUGGAACCAUAACUUUCCAGAAUAUUAAAAUGAACAACCUCCAAGAAUACAAAAGGCUUCCUUGGGAAAUGAUACAUAAUGAAUUGGGGAAAAAUGUUUAAAAGUACUUUCCCAAAAAACCCAGAGUUCUUUCUGUUGUAUGCAACAACUGCAUACAUACGGCCCAUGUUUUGUUGGAAAAUGAGCGAGGUCCCAACCAAAGAAGAGUGGCAGUGUAAGUUGACAGAAUAUGUGCAGCUUGCAGAUUUAACAUAUAGAAUAAGAGAACAAGAAGAACAUACGUUUAGAGAAGAUUGGAAAACGUUUAUUGAAUAUAUGGGAAGUAACUGUACAGCUGAAUAUGCUGGCAGCAUUAGGAUAAAUUCAGCAGUGUAAAUACCGUAUUUUUCGCUCCAUAGGACGCACUUUUUUCCCUUCAAAAAUGAAGGGAAAAUGUGUGUGCGUCCUAUGGAGUGAAGACGCCAUAGCCCCGCGACCCUCUCCCGGCUGGAGAGGUGACGCGCGGCUAUGGCAGGAGCCUCUACAGCCCCGCGUCACCUCUCCAGCCGGGAGAGCGCGCGCGGGGCUAAAGCAGCCCCCCCGCAACCCUCUCCCGGCUGGAGAGGUGACACGCGGCUAUUGAGGCUCUUGCCAUAGCCGCCCGUCACCUCUCCAGCCGGGAGCGCGUGCGGGGCCAAGCAGCCCCCGCGACCCUCUCCCGGCUGGAGAGGUGACGGGCGGCUAUGGCAGGAGCCUCUAUAGCCGCGCGUCACCUCUCCAGCCGGGAGAGCGCGCGCGCCCCGCAACCCUCUCCCGGCUGGAGAGGUGACGUGCGGCUAUAGAGGCUCCUGCCAUAGCCGUGCAUCACCUUUCAGCUGGGAGAGCGUGCGCGGGGCCAAAGCAGCCCCGCGACCCUCUCCCGGCUGGAGAGGUGACGCGGCUAGUUGAGGCUCCUGCCAUAGCCGUGCGUCACCUCUCCAGCCGGGAGCGCGCGCGGGCUAAGAAGCCAUAGCCCCACGACCCUCUCCCGGCUGGAGAGGUGACGCACGGCUAUGGCAGGAGCCCUCGGCUGCUCCCUGAACUGCUCUUUGGGGCUGGUGGUGGGCUUCCCCCCGCCAGCCCCAAAGAGCAGGUCGAAAGGAACCUGAAGCCUGGAGAGCGAGAGGGGUCAGUGCACACCGACCCCUCUCGCUCUCCAGGCUUCCAAGGUAGCCGCCUUGUUUUAGAGCGGGAAAACAAGAGGGGGAAAGUUCUCCCCCUCUCUGCACAGCGCCUCCUGGGCAGAGAGGGGGAGAAUUUUUUUUUCUUGUUCUCCCCCCUCUAAAACAAAGUGCAUCCUAUUGUCCGGUGCGUCCUAUGGUGCGAAAAAUACGGUAAGUUAUGAUGGAUGUAAUAAUGGAAUACUGAAUAGUAUAGUUUCUGUAAACUAUGCAGGGAUUUAUGAUAUGUAAAAUGAACCAUGGAAAGAGAAGGAAAGUCAUUGAUAUCUUAUGGAUCUAAAAAUGAGUACUUUAAAUUGUAAAACAGAAAAUUUAAUAAAAAUUACAUAAAAACAAAACAAAAGGCUUCCCGCUUCAUAAGUUUGCCCUCCUGCUCAUGAAGGAUGGCAAGAACAGUGACAGGAGGCAGAACUAGCCUGUGUAUCCUUGCUGGCCUUCCUCAUGUCUUUACCUACGUCAUAUCAAGAAUAUCCAAAGAGGGGUGCUGUUUCCAUCAAAUAUACGCUGUGUGGAAAAUGUGGAAGACAAUGGUAGGUUGAUGAAUAUCAAAUUAAUACAUGCCAUAUAAUGUGCUCCCUUUAUCUGCUUAUUUCAGUUUUUAAUGGAUAUUACAAGGGGAAGCCUGGAUGACAUUUCAAGGCCAGCAUCUAGCUCAAGAAUUAAUCAUGGGAGCAAAGUUUUAAGCACAUCCUUAGAGAUUUUAACACCAGCGCCAAGCCUGCCUAAGGUAACUAUUAUGUCCACUCUUUUUCUUGCUCUUUCUUCUACAGUGUUUUCAAGUUUUUGUCAGAGAUGCUGUUAAUGUUUAUAAUUAUAGUAACAUUAGUGAGGUACAGUCCUUGAGAAACCUGUAUUUAGUAUAGUGGUACCUCGGGUUAAGUACUUAAUUCAUUCCGGAGGUCUGUUCUUAACCUGAAGCACCACUUUAGCUAAUGGGGCCUCCUGCUGCUGCCGCGCCGCCGGAGCACGAUUUCUGUUCUCAUCCUGAAGCAAAGUUCUUAACCCAAAGUACUAUUUCUGGGUUAGCGGAGUCUGUAACCUGAAGCAUAUGUAACCUGAAGCAUAUGUAACUUGAGGUACCACUGUACUUAUAUUUUAUGUUUUCAUACUAAAGUGUAUUUCCGGUUGGAUCCAUCCCUCAAAUCCUCUUUCAUGGUAGAGACUCUGAUCCAUCGGAGGAUCCUGUUGGAGGAAUGGGACAGGUGAUUUUUGCCAAUUCCUGUCCCCACCCCAGUCUCCAGUGCCACACCCCACACUGUUCUGGAUGGCCCCCCAACCACCUGGAGUAACUAUUCAGGGGGAAGAAGGAAUUGGCAAAAGUCCCCCUCUCUUCUGCCUGUGGGUGUAUCCCAUAUUUGUUUCAAAAUAGGCAUCUGCACAAAUGAUUAGGUUCCACCCAUGUUUUGAAACAAUUCAUUUAUUAAAUGAAUUUUUUUUGUGUGUGUAUAUAUAAAUCAUACUUUGAAGGAGGGACAUGUGUCUUGAUACUCUUCUAGUUUUUUGCUCUCAUUCACUACCUGUCCUCCCCCCUCCUUUCUUUCUCUUUCUUUUUGCUUUGUUUAAAACAACCUAGGAAAUAAGGCCAUAAACAUUUUGCUAGGCUGCCUGUGCACUGAUACAUACUGUGAUAUGUGGCAUAAAAUAAAGAGAGAGCCAACCACUGUAAAGCUUAUUUGUUUGGUCACUUGGAGGUGAUUCUUUGCACAGGCAACUAAAUACAGUGGUAUCUCGGGAUGCGAACGGGAUCCGUUCCGGAGCCCCGUUCGCAUCCAGAAGCAAACGUAACUAGCGACAGCACGUCUGCGCAUGCGCGUGUUGCUUUUCGACACUUCUGCGCAUGCGCGUGACGUCAUUUUGAGCGUCUGCGCAUGCGCGAGCGGUGAAACCCGGAAGAAACGCACUCCUUACUUCCAGGUUGCCGCGGAGCGCAACUCGAAGGUGCUCAACCUGAAGCAACUUCAACUUGAGGUAUGACUGUAAGUGACUAUUCCCAAGACUUUUUUAAAAAAAAAUAAUACAGUAGUUUAUAAAUAUUUGCAAUGUAUUAUCAGAUCUUUAGAUUUCAUCUGAAAUUACAUUAAAAAGGAAAUUUUAUCUAUGGUUCCAAAUGGCAAUAAGGAGAAAUAGUGACCAAUGUGCUUGUAACAAAUUUCUAUUUCUGCAAACAUUUCUAGGUUGCUUUUUAUAAUGAACACAAAGAACAUGAGUCAAAAGAAAAUUAUGAUGAAAAUAGAGAGGAAUAUGGAACCAAAAAAAUGAGAACCUCGGAAGUCAUAUCUGAAGAAAAGAUGAAUAGUAGUUACCAGCUGGUAAUACAGAAUACAAAUCAGGUAAAAGGUAUGAAAUUUAGUAUGUGUACAGUGCUUGUUUACAUAUAAGUAAGUUCAAUGGCAUUUGUUAUUUUAUUUAUUUCAUAAAAUUUAUACACUGCAUGAUUGUAAAAAAGAAAAGAAAAAGCCACCCUCAAAGCAGUUUACACCUAUUCCUUAGAGUGUGUGUUAGGGUUGCCACCUUGGUUUUCUAGGGGAAAACUCAAUAUUAAAGUUACAGAACUAUGUAAAUAUUCUUCUCUUAGCUUUUUAGAAGCUCAGUUGAGAAAUUCUCUGAAUGUGGAUAAAAAAGAAGGGUUAAAUAUAUUUGAGAGCAGAAUUUUGCACUUUGACCUGCUUCAAGUAUGACUCAAGUAUUGUACAAAUUAAUCAAAUCACAAGAGGAAGACAUAUUAUUUGCACAAUGAAGAGACACCCAGAAUAACCUCCCCUUUUCUUGCUCUUCUAUUUCAAACCCUCAGUAUGCUUUUAGACUUGGGGCCAAUUCACACAAUCGAAUAAACUGUUAUUAAUUAAGUGAUAAGUCCUGUCCUUGAAAAGUCACUCGAGCUUAAUGGAUACUGCACAUGAUAAAAGAUUUUCACAAAAGUUUAUCUAAGUUAAUGUAAUAGUUGGUCCCCUGCGGUGGGGGAAACAGGAAGUUUUGCUGAGAAUGUGCUCAGCUAUUAAAUGAGUCUAUGAAACCUAGAUCCAAUCAGAACUAGAGCAGUACAUAAGGGAGGAUGUGUGAUGAAAUCUUGCAGCUUCAAAUAUAAUAGAAAGGGGGAUGAUAUAAAAAGGAAGGUAAACAGGAAGGGAGAAAUAGCAGGCUGGGUGAACAAUGACUGCUGGAUGACCCCCCCCCCCCAAAUAUCAUAGAAUCAUAGACUUUGAAGGGAUCCCCAAUGGUUAUUUAGUCCAACCUCCUGUAAUGCAGGAAUAUCAACUAUCCAACCUCUGCUUGAAAACCUCCAAGGAAGGAGAGUCCACAACCCCCUGGGAAAGACCAUUCCACUGUUGAACAGCUCUUACUGUCAGAAAAUUCUUCCAGAUGUUUAGUUGGAAUCUCCUUCCGUGUAAAAUAUUUGUCUUACAGCAUGAGCCCCUGGGAUUAGAGCCCUAUUUUAUAUUAAAUUUUGUCACAAAUAUCAGUGAAAUGCAAAAUACUGGGCAAAAGUGCAGUGAAUGUUGGAACUGAUUGAGACAUACAGUCACUGGUUUUGUGCACACUCCCCCAGAUUGCACCCUCUGCUCAAAAGUUGCUGCGUAGAGGGGGUGAUCCUAAGGGACGGAGGGUGUAGAGGGUUUUCCUGUCCUGCCUAGCACUCCCUUCUGCCUGAUGCACAGCCCCCUAACAGCCAUCGAUCACUCUGGGCCAGUCAACCUGACCUGUAACUAUCUGUGGCUGUCUGAACCUGACUCAUCCAAUACCUGAGUCCAGUUUGGCUUCGGACUCUGCCAGAUCUGGUACACAGCCCUAGCUGGAAUAGUUUCUGUAAUGGAAUAAUUUAAUAAUAAUUUGUGCACCAAGCUCCAGAGGGUUUGGUGGUCAAACUAAUGCUUCUUCUUCACUGGAAAUGUAUUGCUUGUUUCCUAACAUGAUUGUGCAGUAGGCCUUUAAUUGCUGCAUCACAGACAGAAAUGAAAUAAAUGAUUAUGUCAUCACCAUAGUAUAUUCAUGCCGGAGAAGCGUUGCCUGUUAAAUUUCUGCCUGUCCAGUGCCCAUUUAGAUAACAUGUUGUGCCAGAAAAGGGUGGUAACACCACUCUCCUGUGAGCUACAAAAUAUAUUAAUAUAAUAUGGUGAGGUAGUUAAGAAUCAGUAUGUAAGUAGUACUGUUAAAAGUUGUUUAAAGCCACACAGAUAUUUGACAGAACUUGACAGAACUUUCUCCUCCAUAUACUUGUCUACUGUUCCAAGUUGUUUCUUAGUUUGUAGUAAUGAUGAUUUCACUCUUGGUUCAAAUCUAAAGGUGCUGCUAAUUUCACGCAUGACUUCUGUUUUUCAGAAUAUUCCUCAAGCUCAGCAGAUUCUGAAGAUGACUGGGCUGAAAACAGAUGGUCUUGUAGCAGCAAUGCUCCUCAGAAUGAACUAGCUAGAUUAGCAAAAGGUAUUCCCAAAGUUUUGCCUGCAGUUGAACCUGGAGAAGACAUGCUGUUGUGCAUGACGUUGUUUAUCCAGCGUCACAAAUAAGUAGAUAGUGGAUAAAGAGAACUUGGGGUGACUUUAUUUCCAGAUCAAGCAAAUAGUAAUUCUGGGGAAUUUGUGGUUGGAACACAACUACCUUCAUCCCUGUCCAUUGGCCACAUUGGCCAGGGCUGAUGGGAGUUGGGAGUCCAACAAGAUCUGGAAGGCCACAGGUUCCCCACCCUCUAUUGUAAUGAUUUAUUUUUGUAGAACAACAUCUAAUGUUGCCAACUUUGUCAGCCUCUACUGCUAUGCUUUCAGAAACCGGAUGCACAUGAAUUUAGAAAGUGAAUGGAGAUACAGUGUUGGGGAGAAAGUAUAAAAUUUCUUCUUGUCAAACUGCUGUGAGAGGCAGAGGAUCAAGGCUAGCAAAAGUGUUAGCAACCCUGCUAGAAACUAAAGCCUAGAUUUUAGUUCUGUUCAGGCAUUUGUUGUCAUAGUUCAUGGGUAGGCAAACUAAGGCCCGGGGGCCGGAUCCGGCCCAAUCGCCUUCUAAAUCCGGCCUGCGGACAGUCCGGGAAUCAGCGUGUUUUUACAUAAGUAGAAUGUGCCCUUUUUAUUUAAAAUGCACCUCUGGGUUGUUUGUGGGGCCUGGUGUUUUUACAUGAGUAGAAUGUGUGCUUUUAUUAAAAAUGCAUCUCUGGGUUAUUUGUGGGGCAUAGGAAUUUGUUCAUUCCCCCCCUCCAAAAAAAAAUAUAGUCCGGCCCCCUGCUGGAAAAGUUUGCUGACCCCUAUACAUAGUUAAAGAAACAUUGGGGGUGGAGUGUGUGGAAAGAUAGUGGGCACAAGUGUGUUAGCUCCACCAUAUGGUACUUUUCUAUUUCCCUCUAUGACCUCAAGCGUGACUCUAUGGCAAAAUCUGUAUUCAUGGAGGCUUCUGCACAAAAUUUAUAUAUCAAUUAAUUGUAAAGACCUUAAAGCUGUUUACAUCAAGCAUAUAUUAAAAACUCUGUUGCUGUGUUUUCACUGUUCUAAAUAAGGAUAGGGAGAAUUUUGGGUUGCUCCCCAAUUUGUAGCAACAGACUAUGCCUGAAUCAGAAUGUAUACAUACAGAUUAGACCGAUCUCAGGUUUUCAAACCUUUCUGAUUGUGAUUUACUAGUCCUUCUUUUUUAAAAAAUGAGAUGGUCUAAUGGUUCUUUUUUCUUUAAAAACAAAACAAAAGUUUAACAGCAGCUUAGAAAAUCUGGUCCUUAAUGAAGAAAUAGAAGGAAAAUUCUAUCUCACACGAGAAACGUAUUGGAUACAAACUCCAACUCCUUUUAGCAGAUACAAAAGCUAAUAAAUUUGUAACUACGAUUGAAAGUCAGGAAACCAGUGGCUGCUAAACAAAGGAUUAACACCUGAACUGCUGCAAAAAGCAAGAAGAAAUAAGAACUUUGUAUGCUUAUACACAUGCAUGGGAAGCCAUCUUAAAUUGUUUAAUUCGGUUUAUGAAUGAUUGGCUCUCUGUGGUUUUUUAAUUGGAUUGUACUUUGGUUUGAGAUAAUGUGGCUAUCAUUGGAUUAGUAUUAAAAUUAAUAAAAAUUAUUGUAGAAAAAGAAAAUGUGGUACUUAAAGCACUUGUUCAAAACUUUUGAAUUAAAAGCCCCUAGAAGUGGCAGUAUAUUACAGGUGAAUUGUAUGGAGAAAAAGAUAGCACCCUCCAUCUAACUAUGGGGCAGUUAUCUUUUUUCUGCCCUUUUACCAGAGAUCUCUGCUUUUAAUAUGCAGUUUGAAAUGCUACUUGAAAUGCAGUUUAUAAGAAUUAUUGUUAAUAUGUUUAAUUUUUAAGUGACAGUCAGUUCUGCAUACCCGCAAGACUCCAAGGAGAAAGAUGUAGAUCCUCGAAUCCUGAAAGCUAUAAAGAAGAUGGAAAGGUUGGACCAGAUAUUGGCCAACAAACAAUCUCAAGAAAGAGCAAUUAAAAAACAAGGCAGGGAAAUGAGAACUAAACUGUGGGAAGAUUUUCAGGUUAGAAAUAAUUGUAAUAAUUUUGAUAUAUGCACUUUGAAAUAACUUUGUUAAUAUAUUCAGAAUUGUUUAUCUGAGUGUUUAUAGUUUAAUUUUUAAUUUAAUGUAAUUGUUGCAUUACAUUACAUCUAAUCAUGUAAACAAAUAUCUAUCACAAAGCAACCAUGUUAAACAGUUUAAAGAUGAAAAUGAAUAAAAACUGUUACAAAAAAAUAUUUCAGGUUAGAAACAUACAAUUUAAGUUCAAAAUUCUUCUGUGAGCAAACAUUUACGUAAACUAGCAUGAUUUAAAACGAUGCAUUUCACUCAAAUUUAAAUUACUCAUUGUCUUAAGAAAAUCAGAUGCUGACCUUAUAUGGGAGAACUGUUCAAGUCUUUAUUGAUCUUAUGACAAGUGCUACCCUGAUGCAGUAUUCACAAAAGUAUGUGCUACUCCAGGGGUAGGCAACCUAAGGCCCGGGGGCUGGAUGCGGCCCAAUCGCCUUCUCAAUCCAGCCUGCAGGUGGUCCAGGAAUCAGCAUGUUUUUACAUGAGUAGAAUGUGUCCUUUUAUUUAAAAUGCAUCUCUGGGUUAUUUGUGGGGCAUAGGAAUUCAUUCAUUCCCCCCCCCCAAUAUAGUCUGGCCCACAGCUGAAAAAGGUUUCUGACCCCUGUGCUACUUGGUACUUAGUCAUACCUUUAAAACAGUGUUACUAACAUGCAUUUUGGAGAUCAGUGGUGGCCAGGGUUUACCAGGUGGAGCUACAGAGUCACCCUCUCAACACUGGUGUCACUGCAGCUGGAUGGGGCAGGUCGGGGGUGAGGUCAGGGCUGUGCGGAUGCACUGACAUGAGCAUUCAGUUUGACUUAGCCAGUGCAUCUGCACAACCCCAACCUGUCCCUUAUUUGCUCUGCCCCAGCCCCACCAGGGUCAUCUGCAGAGAUGAGAGUGUUGGGAGGCUGGCUAUUCCUCACUAUACUGUCACUGUCAUAUGCAUGAAAGUUGCCACAGCUGUGGGAUCUUCUGGUCUACCUUUUCUCUGGCAUGCAGUAUUAUAUAAAUAUAUAUUUACUUAUUGUUCACAUACAGUCUAUGACAUCUCGAAGUUCUUCCGUGGUUACCGAAGAAGCAGAAAACACCAGCAGAUUUUUAGCUUUGACCACACCGUCACCGGAAAUGCCUGGUAAAUGUCAAAUCAGAGAAUAAUAAUAAUAAUAAUAAUAAUAAUAAUAAUAAUAAAAAAUUUAUUAUUUAUACCCCAUCCAUCUGGCUGAGUUUCCCCAGCCACUCUGGGCGGCUGCCAAUCAAGUGUUAAAAACAGUACAGCAUUAAUGUUAACCAUGUUGUUCUCCGCUUUAAUAGUGUCACUAUUGUUUAGGCAACGUAUGUAGAUAAAAAUUAGGCAGGCCUUGCCUGCAGGCUUCUAGCUUAACAAAUCCACAUGUGACAUACUUGUACGUAAACUUUUUGAAUUACAUUUAAAGACUUCAUGUGUGGUGCAUUAAAUUGGUGCAAACCCACUAAGUUACCAUCAGGUGGCAGUAUUUGACAAUGGAACAUGCUUGCUGAAUCUUUCAUUAUUAUUAUUUUUUUAAAGUAAGGAGAGAUGGUUUGCCCAGGUGCUAAAACCGAAGAACUCCACCCCCCCCCCCUUUUGCUGUAGAGAUCCUUUUGCUGGUCCCUUUUGCUGGUACCUUUUGCUGUAGAGAUCAUGUUUCUCAUUGAUACUGGCCAACAGAACUAUGCAUAGUUUAAAUAGUUUAGGAUCCUCCUUGCCCAAGGCAUUUGUACUGCAUAUCUACAGUCAGGCCCAUUCUGUCUGAAUUUUGCUAAAUAGCUUAAUUUACUUGAAAAUAAAGGUUGGAAUGUAAUACACUAAUUAGCUCUCGAAGAGGUUAGCGUUUAAUCAGUCUUGGCACUAUGAAAGGUGAGCUUCUGAAAUUAAUUUUGCAGUUGACUGUCCACUAGGCAAAGGGACUAUAGGGAAAUGCAGAAAGUACAGAGGCAGUGAUAAUUUCCCAAUUAACAGUGGUAAUUCAAAACAGUAGUCUUUAAGGUGCCACAUGACUUUGUUGUUUUUGCUGCAACAGACUAACACGGCAAUCAAAUAUAUUUCAGUCUUUCUGAAAUAUCCUGUGCAUCUGCAGUGCCUGAAUAAGAGACUGUAUUGUGUAGUCUACUUGACUAAAAGGCACUCUAUCUACUCAAGCUGGCUUGUAUUAUUCAUGUCAUUGUCUGUCUUGUGGUUCUUGCUCUGCAUGUUCUGUAGAGUUGCCAGAGAAGGGCUGUUAUUUCAACACGUUUACAUUAUAGUUUCUGGCUGAUUCUUGGCUGACGUUUGAGAGCUUUAUGAGCACUAGCUAGUUUCAGACAAUGAAAAGAUAAAUUUCUUCACCGAACUGUUCUGACAGCAUUUGUGGGUAAAUAAUCAAACUGGCUCUGUGCAAAGUGCAUGAGAUAAUGAAAUGGUUGUGUUGCUGCUGCUCCAUUUAUUCAGCUGGUCCCCUUAAUACACAUAUACAGUGGUACCUUGGUUUAAGAACAGCUUAGUUUAUGAACAACUUGGAUUAAGAACACUGCAAACCCAGAAGUAGGUGGUUUGGUUUGUUGAGUGUGUUACAUUUGUAAAUUGAGUCCCCCGCAGCUAAGGGAAAGCACGCCUUGGUUUAAGAACACUUUGGUUUAAGAACGGACUUCUGGAACGGAUUAAGUUCGUAAACCAAGGUACCACUGUAUUGUGCUACUGCUCAGCCUACUGUAAAUGUAGGUGAGGAUACCCAUUUCACCAAAUGCAAGUUUGUUCAUGGGUCCAUUCAUGGGCGUAGCAAGGAUUUUUGUUAGGGGGGCAGGCCUUUGUUGUGGGGGGCAGGUAUUUUGUUAGGAGGGGCAGAACCUCAGUUAGCAAUGUACAGUACAACCUCGACUUCCGACCGCCCCUACUUGCGAACAAUCCAACUCACGACCACAGCAAACCCGGUAGUAAAUACUGGGUUUGCCGUGAUUCGCGCAUGUGCAGAAGCCGUUUCUGCCAACUACACGGGCGCAGAAGUGGCUGCAAUGUCUGCACAUGCACAGAACAGCGCUGCCGCCGAAUGUGCAUGCGCAGAAUGGCGCUUCUUCCAGUGACCCGGAUCGACUCACGAACAGACCUCCGGAACAGAUUCCGUACGUGAGUAGAGGUUCUACUGUAUUUUUAUUGAUUGGGAGGGGCAGCUGCCGUUCCCUGCCCCCCCCGGCUAUGCCUAUGGGUCCAUUCUUGACAUAUCCGUUGCAUUGUGUGACUUGACUCUUUAUCCUAUGCCAAUUAGAUAAAGGAAUUGGUCUUUGUAUCUCUUUGUACUUGCAAUCUAGUUAUAUUUUUUUCACUGAAUUUCUCUGUCUCCUUUUAAAAGAAUUAGACUAAAAGUUGUCUUGUCUCUUAUUCAUUGCUACUCAGUUUUGUGAAAAUGUAAUUUUACGCGCCACAGGAAUCAUCCAAAAGGUACCUUUUCACACUGCUGAAUUAGCACUGCAACAUUCCCUAACUAAAGCAGGCAUAUAGCACUAGUAUGACCCUAUGUGUCUGAACUGUUGGAAGUGGAAAUACAGCCAUUAUGAGCAUCUGGAUAAUAUAACCAUUGCUUGACUGUGCCGUUACUGUAAAUAUCUUUAAUCUAUGUGGCUCCCUUCCUUCAGUGAGCAGAUGGGAUGUUAGGGCAUUUCCAUAUGUACUAGAUAACUAUAUCAGAUCAUAGCUGAAGGCGUAGAAAUCUUCAUAUUUACAGAAAGUAAUGCAUAGCUCAAAGCACAUGGCCAGCCUUUGAGAAUGAGGAGUAGAUAGAAGAAGUCAUUUAAUUAUAUUUCCGGGUUGUUCUGAAAUGGUAAUUUUAGGGAGUGGGAGAGGUGGCACAAUGGCAUUCCUUUCUGUGAAAACUAGAUAAUUGUGUAUUCUGUUGAGAGAAAGAAAUGAUGCUCAGUCUCCUUGAUCCCACACCACACUACCAGUGGUCUGGUCAUUGAAGCUAACUACAAUGCCAAUCAUCAAUAUGAAACUUUACAGGCUUCCAUUCUUACAAAUAUUAAGUUGAUAUAUUUGUCACAGGUACUGGUGAAUAUGUGACUGUUAAUCUUUUUGUUUUGAAAUGUAAAUAAUUAUCAGUUAUUUAAUGCCACAUUUUAUUAACAGACUCUCCUGCUGCUGAAGAAGAUGAAAUGUUUGUUAGUGUAUUUCACACGCAGAUUCAUCCAGAAAAUUAUGGGAAUAAUAGUAGACAAACGAAGCAAGGUACAGGUUAUAUCAGUUUACCUUUGUUCCAUAGAUCCAGUGACAAUUCUGCCUUUUGCCCGGGGAUACUGGUUUAGACAUAAUGGGUAACCAUAUUGUCCUGUUACAAGAAUGAUCCUGCAUGCACCUUAGACUCAAGUGUUCCCAUCUCUUCUCUACUCUUUUGUAGAUGUGAGGAGGUUAAACAUGUCACUUUUGCUUUUGAACAGAAGACAGUUUCCUGUUAGGAUGAACUUGGGGACCUGUGGUUGACAAACAAACCAUUAUAAACAAAUGAAGAUAUAACACUCGAGUUAGAACUCUGGGCUGCAGAAAGCAGUCUACCUGGAUAUGUACUGCAGUUUUGUAUUUGUAUCUCCUAAAGUUUUGAGGCAAUUACUACAUCAUAUUUGUAAUGCCUUUAACUACAUUUCCUUCUGAAUGAUGAAGAAGGCAGUGCUAUUAGAGUAUUGAGUGCUUUGGCAAAAAGGCAAUGUUUAAAGAAGUAAAUAUAAGUUUAUAGCACAUUCAGAAAUAUGUACCAUAAUACAAUUUUGCAGGUUUGAAUUACUACAUAAUCAUAAGUGUUUUCUUGUUGUGGGAAGUAUAUUUGAAGUAUAAUGGCAGUCAUUGUCCUGAGCAGAUUUAUGCUAAAGGUAAAGGUAAAGGGACCCCUGACAAUUAAGUCCAGUUGUGAACGACUCUGGGCUUGCGGCGCUCAUCUCGCUUUAAAGGCCGAGGGAGCCGGUGUUUGUCCACUUCCGCAGACAGUUUUUCCGGGUCAUGUGGCCAGCAUGACUAAACCGCUUCUGGCGAAACCAGAGCAGCGCAUGGUUUAUGCAAAGGGAAGGACUAUUCAAAUAAUGGGAGUAACUUCAGGCAUAGAUAGGAUGAGACCAGUGGUUCCCAAAGUGGUGGGAUUACCAAUGGGGGCACUAAGAGGCAAGGGGGUGGCAGGGGGCACUGGAGGUGUAAAUGACUAUCAGCUAAAUACCACUGGAUCAAGUUCAUUGGUUUUGUUGAAUUAAUUUUAAACUAAAUACGGUAGUUUUAAUGGGAUUUUGCCUAAAUGUGCAAUUAAAUUGUUACUGUUUUGAAUUUUAUUAUGUUAUCUUCCUUAGUAAGUUGUGCAAACCGCUAUUCUAAGAAAUGCUUUUUAUAGGGUAGGAUAGGAGGGGGCACUGGGGAUAAAGGGGUGGUGGCCCCCAAAGGUUUGGGAACUACUGGAUUAGGCUAUAGUUAGUUGCUUGAAAAUUUUGUGCAUGACUGUAACAAAUGACUUUGCACUGAAAUCCAUCUAAUUUUAUUAGUCAUAUUUUUGAAAGGUUACUGAAAUUAAUAUAGUCCAAAAUGAAUUAUAUUUGUGUACUGUAUUUGCCCAGUUAUACUUUUAGAAUUUUUUUUCUGAAUUGCAUGUUGUUUAGGUGACGAUAGAACAAGAAGCUCAAUAAAGAAAAUGGAAAAUAUGACUAAGAAAAGUGAAACAACCAGUAAAAAAACUGAUUUUGUUAAAAAGAACAUAGAGGUAUGUGUUAACAGUCUGCAUGGCAAAGUACAGGAUUAGAACUCUUUGUCAAGUCUCAUCAUGCUACUCAUUUAGAAAUUAAUAAUGGAUGAUUAACUUUGCUACAAAGAUUAACCUAUAUAUAGCCUGCCUGAAGUUUUUAGGAAAAGGAUGAUAACUAGAUUGCUGAUCACUUCAGCUAAAUCAUGUAUUGCUGGGAAAACGUACUAGAAUCUACUGAACUGGCAUUUAUGGAGCCCAUGUUGUUUAUUUUGUACUAUCAGGCUCUUCUAAUGCUAUGCCUGUGGUUUUUUUUCCGCUGUCAGGAAAUGGAAAGGAGACUUACGAUUAUUCUUAUACCUAAAAGUUGUGAGUGGUAUGGUGGAAGAUAUCCCUGCCACAAGACUUGUAUGGAAUUUGUUCAGAUCCUGGAACAUCAGUUUCACAUAAAUUACAUUGUGGGCAGUGCAGAGCCUAUGCUCUAGUUAUGUUUUAAAAAGAGCCUUGUGGAUCAAACCAAAAACCUGCCUAGUCUAGCUUCCUGUUUCCCAAAGGGGCCAGCCAGAUCAUUUGAGGAAGCCUAGAAGCAGGGCAGUAGCCCUCUUGCUGUUGUUCCUCAGCAACUGAUAAUCAGAUAUUUUGCCUUUGAUUCUGGUAGUAUCAUAUGGCUACUGUUACCAGAAGCUAUUGAUAGCCUUAUCUUUCACUGAUUUGUCUAAUCAUAUUUUCAAGCUGUCUAAGUUGGAGGUUCCACAUGAAUUUUGUAGUUUAAUUAUGUGCUGUGUUAAAAUGUACUUCUUGUCUCUCUGAUUCUCCCGCCCUUCCAUUUCAUUGGAUGGGAGAAGGAGAAAAAACCCUCUCUCUCUCUGCACCUUCUUCAUUCCAUGUCAUCGUGGAUCUGUGGUGUCAUUAAGGGCUUAAUUACACAAGAUGGUAGUAGACUUAUCCUUGAAGCCCUUACCCUACCUCUCCCUUUCCUGUCCUAUUGUGUCCAUGGAGACCUUUUCCCCCAUAACUGCACUGCAGGACUAGGAAUGAUCCUGGAUCAAAAGCAGCUCUGUGCAUAUGUUUGCGGGGAAGAGAUCAGCAGAUAAGGAUUGGGUUGAAAAGUCUCCACCCACAUAACCCUUUGAUCUGUCACUGGCUUGCUACAGUCAUAUGUAUUCUGGCCCUCGGCUACUGCCAGUGUGGUGUAGUGAUUAAGAGUGGUAGACUCGUAAUCUGGGGAACCGGGUUCGCGUCUCCGCUCCUCCACAUGCAGCUGCUGGGUGACCUUGGACUAGUCACACUUCUUGAAGUCUCUCAGCCCCACUCACCUCACAGAGUGUUUGUUGUGGGGGAAGGAAGGGAAAGGAGAAUGUUAGCCACUUUGAGACUCCUUCGAGUAGUAAUAAAGCAGGAUAUCAAAUCCAAACUCUUCUUCUGCUUGUGCUGUGAAUGGCAUAGGUUGCUUGAGCACAAAGGUCAGCCAUUAUUUCUGCAAAGUUUUUCACCUUCUGAUAAAAUUAUCUGAAACCCAUUUGUCCUUUCAGGUGGAUUUGUUGAUACAUAUCCUUCUGUAUCAAAAAUGUGAAGAUUUCAAAGUAUUCUUCAUAAGCCACCACAUUUGUUAUAUACAGUAUUGCAGUCGGUGGCUUGCUAGCAGCAGCAGGACUUUAUUUUAUUUUUAUUUUUAAAAUUAUUUUUAUUUUAUUUUAUUUUCAUUCAUAAGUGUAAUAAUAAAAAUGGAAAUAUAAAAGAUGUAAACAUAAUAAAAGACUAUGAUACCAUAAUGGAGGUUAAAAGCUCAUCAUUCCAUCAUCAGUCUUCAAUGGCUUCAGGCUUCCAAAUUACUCUCUUUAUUCAGCUGGCCAAGGAUUCAGUUAACCAAGUAGUUAUGCCAGAGGAAGAUAAGAAGAGGCUGUCAGAAUUGCUGAAAGAUACUGAAGAUGAGAGCACUGAACUUCAAGUAACUAAGGUACACAGAUAUUCAUCCAGAUUGAUCCAAAACAGUAGUUUGUACUCUCCAUUUCAGAGGAUUAGUGCAGUUCUGGAUUCUUCUUUGGUUUUCAGUGGUGGCAUAAAAUUUUAUGUGGAGUGGAACCUUGCAUCAGUGUGGAUGCUUAUUGGCAACAUGCAAGCACUACAGUACUUCUUUGCCCGAGUGCACGCUGACAUUUUCUGAGUACAGGGUAGUGAGAGUUAAAUAGUGAUUUGUUUGUUUGUUUUGCUGCAAAAGUGGCUACAAGAAGAAAGUAAUUUUCUUUAUCUUGUACAUAAGUACCUAAUAUAUUGGGAUUUGUCUCCUCUUUGCUUUAUAAUGAAAUUUAAAAUAAUUAGUAUUUUCCCAAGCACACUUAGGAAUAAGAGCCUCUAGCCUGCCAGUAAUCAGCAUUCUUCUGGUGACCUUGCAAAACCGUUCUCAAAACUGGUGGACCUCUUAUGGUCGGCCUGUUUGUCGCCACCCUAGCGGCGAUGCAGCGUGCCUCUGAAUAGGUGCAGAGUACCACCCCACCCCCCCGCUGCUGAGCAGUAUCAGUACCUUUUUUCCCCCUAGAAAAAAAGCACUGCCCCUAUCCUUUAUGCAAGUUAUGUAUAAUCAGUAUUUUUAUGAAAAGUUAUGAGAUGUUGCUUGAUGAACUAAAAUUUUAACACACAUGGUUUCGUAUCAGAUCUGCAUUUAUUUGUGCUGAGGAGAAUCUUUUUCUCUUAAAAAUAACAUGGCAGGGUUUUUUCGGUCCUAGUUUAUAUGCCCAAAUAGUGUGACUAAUUCGUUAUUCCUUUUUCUAGGAAGAAGCAAGUACAAUGCUAGCACCAGGUGAAGGUUACACACCUGAGCCAUUGGAAUACCAUCACCUCACUGAAAUCAAUGCCAAACUCAAACUAGUAAUCUCUGAUGGAAAUUUAUCUGCAGAUCAGAACUCCUGUUCAAUAGUCUCUAAACAGAUUUAUCAGGUACAGUGCAACUUUGAAUAUACCUUUAAAUGGUCACUAGCCAUUGCUUAACAUGGGAAUUUGGAGAUGCUUUAAUUCUAGUGAAUUGCUUCCUGUUUUCCUUGAAUCCCUGUCAGCUUAUCCUUCUUGAGCCAAUCUAAGAUAUAUUGUACCCAUUACAUUCCCAACUGAGACAUGCAGUCAGACCCAGCUGUUUUCUGAAUGUUUGUGAGACUCCCAAACCAAUUCCUUCCCACCCACUGUUCUGAAACUCCUCUUCAUACCACCCUUCUAUCUGCAUAUUCACCUUGCUGUUUGGGCUGAAGUGAAGGACGGAUCUUUCUGCUCGUUCCCCAGUGCCUGAUGCUGCUAUGGCAGGAGCACUGAGAAAUAUUGUUUUACAUUUCUCAGUUUUUCUGGCACCUUGGUCAUUGCUGUAACUGAGGGGAGAUACCUCUAGUCAGCUGCUGCUGCUGCUGCUGCUACAUCCAGGUCAGCAGAGUGGUAAAGGCAGACCAUUGAGUGAAAGGGAGGAGAUUAAAAUCUGAGCAGCAGAAGAAUUCAAGAGGUUGAAAUGCUUAUCUCACAGUUGCUGAGGUUUGUGUCCUUAUCAUAGAAAUUGUGAUGGUGGUGACAUUUAUUCUCAGUUCCUUGUACCAAACCUAGUACGAGCACAACUGCAGGCUUCCAGCAAGUUAGUUUUAGUUCACCUGAAGCUGUGCAUGUAGUGUUAAACAAUGAUUUAGCGUUUUGUGUGAACCAGCCCUAUAGCAGUGCACUGGGCCAUAUUUGGAAACCAAUGCUCUGCACUUAGCUCCCAUGCCUAUAUUUCUCUCUGCAAGCUAUUGAGCUCUGGAACAUCUAUGCAAUGUUUAUGUAAAAUUAUGCUCUCCUUGUAAUAUAACAGAAAACUGUUUUGUGAAACCAUCAAGGUCAGUAAGACUUCUGAGGGAGUAUAAAAUGAACAAAAGGUUAAUGCAAACUUCUAGGGUGCUUGACUUUCACACACUAUCAUCAUUUGGCAGAAAAACAGCAGAACAAUAAUCAAAGGAAGUUUCCUCAUAUUAUUCUAAUGUCUUGGAAUAGGCCUGAAAGCAAGAGCCUAAUUCUGCUGUGCUCCCAGGGAGCCUGUGGACCUCAAAGCUGUCACUGGCCCAGGACUGAUUAUUAUCCUUCCUGGGCAUUGAGCCAGAUCAGUUUUAUGGGAAAAUGCCUUAUUUUUGGAGAAACAGGAGACAUUAGUUUAGAAGGCUAAUUAAAGGAACGCAGUUCAGAGUAGGCUUCAAAUGUCAGAAUAGGAGGUAUUUGCAAUAAUGUGUUUAGGAUUGUCAGAGCUGUAGUCCAUCAUAGUUUAUGAGUGUGUUCAUACCAUUAUGUGCAAUCAAACUAUAUUUUUGCACAGUGAAAUACAAUGCUGUCAUUAGAUACAUCAGUGCAAACUAUGUUUUCUGGUGCAACAGGUAGGUUGUAGAAGAAAUAAAUAUUUGCCAGCAAUCUUUAAACUUUAGCCAAUCUUUUUAGCAUAAAUUACUGUCCAUAGAUUGCGUGUGUUGAAUGCUUUUGCUGCUCAGAACUAGUGAUGGAAAAUACAUUUGCUGUAGGAGUAGAGACAAGGCCAUUAUCAGAGGAAAAGCCACACUGGCUGGAUGCAGCUUCACUUUUCUUUGUCAUGAUGGUCUCACCAUCUUAUUUUCUCUCUCUACUUAUUUUUGUAUUUGUGGUUAGCCCUGUCAACUGAAGAUAACAUUUCAUGCAUGUGCUGAAGUGAACGCAGAAGCUUAAGCUCAUGCCAUAAUAAAUUGGUUAGCCUUUAAAGUGCCACAAGGCUCUUGUUUUUACUGCAACAGAGUUUAUGUAGCUGGCACUCUGGAACAUAUGCUCGGCGAAUAUGCCACCAAAUGCAAAGGAGGAGAGGGGUCCUUGUCUUUCAAGAGUUGUGUAGAAAAGGGAAUUAGAGCAUGUGCAGCUUUUUAUAAAAGGAUGGGACAACUUUUAGAAAUCCAGUCUUUCUAAACAAAUGUGAAAGGUGCAGAAUCCCUCUUUUCUUUUGCACCUGACAAUCUGGGUUUUUUUAACGGUCAGAAAUAGUAUCUUUAUUCUGAUAACUAGCUUUUAUAUAGCUGUGCCAACUUUGUGUAGAAACCUUAAUCCAUCUUAAUUAGCUGCAAUAAGAAUACUUUACUGUUGUAGAGUGUUCUUUUAUUGGUCUUCAUAUUUUAAACCUUUCUUUGCUGCAUUGGGAAUAUUGGCCUAAAAGUAUCAUGGAAACAAUCUUUAACAAACACCUUGCACAAUUCCUUGAUAUCUCAGGAUGGCAUUGGCAAGGAUAAUCAGAGAAUCUUAAGUAUGGAACUCCUCAACCAUGGAGAGAGGAAUAGGAAGAAGAUGGGAGUGAAAAAAUCGGCAGCUCAGUCUUGAAAUUUCUAGCACAGCCUCCACUUAACUGUUGUUACUGGACAACUUGUGAAAUGGUGCGAUACUCCCAGUGUUUUGUUUCCUGGCAAGCAUUUAUCAAGAAGCAGAGAGAAAUACUAUCUUAUGACUAAGGGCCAGUGCAUACAUUCCAAAGAAUCGGAAUGCAGACUCACUUUGGAUAUUGUUUUAACAGGAAAGUGGCUAAGAAAUAUUUAAAAUAAAUUGAAGUUUAUUGAAGAAUUGGUGCAAGUGACUUGUACUCCUUUACCUGCUUCUUUGUAAUGUUAAGUCCGACAUAAAGCACCCUACUACAGGCUUGUUAAAAAAAGAAAGAAAGAAGGAUCAUCCUUGAGCAAAACAGGGUUGUUUUCACACUUCCUCCUUAGCUCUCUCAUAUUAUUUUUCAUAUCUUCUUCAUUAUUUUUGUUCACAGUGAAUUUUCUCAUUUCUGUGCAGCACUCUGCACUCAUAUUUGCCUCUCUUGUUAACUGGCUUAUGUGAUGCACCUUCUCAGAUCCUUCCUUGCAAUGCCUUCCUUUGCAUCUAACACAAACUAGUUGCAUUUACUUUCAAAGGUCUCCAUAGCCUUGCCCUACUCUGUCUUUCAGACCUUAUUUCCCAGAAGUCUCCUGUUCCCUUAAACUACCUUGCUCAAUUAUUGCUGCCCUUAAUAGUUUGAAACUUGGAGAAUGCCUACAUGAUGCCACUUCUUGCUGUCUCUUGAAAUGCUUCUUCAAAACCAGCCUUUACUGUGAAGCCUAUUCCUCACUGAAAUAAAGUGUAUGUGCUGCAGUUGCUCACAGUAAUCAAUUAUUACUCUUAACCUCUGUUUCCACACUUCCUUCUGUUUUCUUGCUUACUGUCAACAUUUUAAGCUUCUUGGCAGAUAACCUGUCUCCAUGUUACUCUGUAAAUUGUACAGUGGUACCUCGGGUUUAGUACUUAAUUCGUUCCGGAGGUCCGUUCUUAACCUGAAACUGUUAUUAACCUGAAGCAUCACUUUAGCUAAUGGGACCUCCUGCUGCCACUGCGCCACUGGAGCCCGAUUUCUGUUCUCAUCCUGAAGCAAAGUUCUUAACCUGAAGCACUAUUUCUGGGUUAGCGGAGUCUGUAACCUGAAGCGUAUGUAACUCGAAGCGUAUGUAACCCAAGGUACCACUGUAUAUAGUGAUGUUACUAAAAAUAGCAGUCAAUUUUAAUUGAUUUUAGAAGUACAGUGGUGCCCCGCAAGACGAAUGCCUCGCAAGACGGAAAACUCGCUAGACGAAAGAGUUUUCCGUUUUGGAGGUGCCUCGCAAAACGAAUCUGCUAUGGGCUUGCUUCGCAAGACGAAAAUGUCUUGCGAGUUCCUGGGGUUUUUUUUCCCUUUCCCCCCUCUUUUUCUAAGUCGCUAAGCUGCUUAUCUGCUUAUCCGAUAAGCUGAUAAGCUGCUAAAAGCCGCUAAAAGCCGCUAAUAGCGCUAAUAGCGCUAAUCCGCUAAUCCCGUCAAUGGGCUUGCUUCGCAAGACGAAAAAACCGCUAGACGAAGAGACUCCCAGAACGGAUUCUUUUCGUCUUGCGAGGCACCACUGUAGUAGUGUGGAACAACUUCGGACCCAAAACAAAAUGUUGCAGUAUACCCUGGCUCCCCAUUCCCAGUAGCAGCUAUUCUAUUCAGAGUACUAGUUAGCCAGCCACACCUACUUCUGGGAGGUAUUCAACUAAACAGUUAUGCUAGCAUGACUUUUAGCUGUGCAAUGUAGCCCCCUACCCCCAAUCUAUUCUGAAGCACUGUGCUAUCAUAAGUAUCAUAGGAACUAAAGCCGGCCAAUUCACGCUCUACCCUGUUUUCUAGCUUUCUCUUCCAGCUAACGCUCAGCAUCGUGUGACCUCUGGGCAUCUCACUGAGCAUAAUUUAGCCUCAUGGGUAUUUUUUUGGGGGGGGGGGUCCCCUUUUGGUGAGCCCCUCAACCUUUUUGUUGUAACUCUGCAAAACUGAGGGAUCUCUCAAGCAUGCUUGUUUUUCAGUGGCCCUAUUUUGCUAUGAUAUCGGUUGGCUCAAGGAAGUAGUAAUACUUCUGAUGUUUACUAAGCUCAUUUUCUGCUCAGUUGUGGUCCAAACCUAAAAUGCAAUUUUCUAUAUAAUUUAUGCUGCAUAUGAAACCCGAGACUAGUUACCUACCAAGCAAAACAAGUGCAUGGUAGCUUACACCUAGCAUGUAUCAGACUGAGCUGCAACACUUAUAAAGUGCAUAAUUGGGCCAAUUGUUUCAAUUGACUUCCUUCAAAACUAGUUCGUUGUGUUUGGCCCCCCUAAAGAUUUGGCGAGUAAUCUGAAAUAGUUGUAGACUUAACCAUCUGUUUGUAUUUCCACUUAGCCGGAAUGAACUUCAGUUAUUUAUUCUCAUGUUAUUUGCUCCAGAUUUUUGUCUGCCAAGGACUGUGUUUAAUGAUAAUUUCAAAGCAAAUUCCCAAGCUAAUGUUUCAUUAUGUGCAAAAAUGUAAUUAUCAACAGCUUAGAGAUUUGGUUCCUACCACUUGUUACUAUAUUUGAAGAAUAUAGGAAUUCUAUAUUUGUGUGUCCUUAAUCCUUAACAAAUGGUUUUAAUAAGUUUGUAUAGGAGUAUUUCAUCUUGGCUGUUACAGGAAAGUUGGAUCCACAACUCUUUUCCAUGAUUGUAUUGUUUUUCAUUUAGGAAAUUGGCGUAAUCAAAGCCUUCUUUCUCUCUCAAGCAUUUCCCCCCCAUAUGCCAGAUUUAAUUAAAUCAUUAUAGUUAUGCUUGUCUCUUAAUUUGGUUUAAUUAUUUAUUUAGUUUGAGCUCUUAAGUUUAGUUCAGUUGAGUUCCUUUCUUUUUUAAGGAGAAAGGUUAUGCACAAUAGAAUUGCAGACUUAGGAGUUCUGUUUCAAUGCUAAGGAGUGUCCUAUACUGAACCCUUGGCAGUGCAGAGUGUCUUGGAUGACUGGCACUGCUGUGGAAGGACGAGUGAUCUGUGAUGCAGAAUCCCUUCAUGAAGAUGGUUUCCAUCCUUAGCAGAAGGAAGUUGAAGGUUAGGUUAAGCCUCUUUAUUCCUGUGGAUGCCUGUGGAAGCCAGACUUUCAAAUAGCCCUGCAUUGUGCUUUGGCUGAACACACCUGUUCCCAGCAGGGAAACAGGCAUGCAUAGACAAAGCAGUGGGAUCUAACCCCCACUCCCUAGCUGAUGAGGAGGGAUUAAAAGCCCUCAUCAGCUGAUGAACAGGGGUUAAAUCCUACUACUUUGGCUGCAUGUACCAGCUCCCAGCAGGGGAACUGGCAUGCACUACCAACACAAAAUUAAACCCUGCCCCCUGCCCAUUAGCUGAUGUCACCCUCCCAUCAGAGUGCUGUCAGUUGAUUGGCAGGUGGCCAUAUUUUAUUUUAUUUUUUUAAUGCCUUGCAGGCCAAAUUUUACCUCCAGGCAGGCCAAGAUUUGGUCUGAGGGUUGGAGGUUUCCCCUCUCAUGUAUGGUAUUGAUUUUUAUAUCCCCUGACCCCCCCAAUAGUUGAUUUAUAUUUCCUUCUUCCAAUAAUUAACAUGCUCAGUUUUCAUUGGGUUGUUUUGGUCCUCCACCCCUGUCCCCAAUUUUAUGUCCCUCACAUUGUUGUUGUUAUUAUUAUUACUAUUUUUAUUAGUUUUGGUAUUUCUGCACUGCAAACAUUGGUAUUUCUCCAAGCUUGCGGAUACUAUCUCUUGUAUCUAGGUGGUGUUGAUCUGGCAACAUAAGGACACUCAGAUAAUGAAUUUGCUACUAAUAUAUAUGAUGAUAUAUAAUAAUGUAUUACAAUGCAUGUGUUUUAUAGUACAAUAAUAGGCAUGCCAGUGUUUAGGGUUUAUCUUAAAAUAUGAUUCAAAAAUCUGGUGCUCAGCUUUUCAAGCUGCAUGUACUACUACAGUGGUACCUCGGGUUACAGAUGCUUCAGGUUACAGACGCUUCAGCUUACAGACUCUGCUAACCCAGAAAUAGUACCUCAGGUUAAGAACUUUGCUUCAGGAUGAGAACAGAAAUGGUGUGGUGGCAGCGGGAGGCCCCAUUAGCUAAAGUGGUGUCUCAGGUUAAUAACAGUUUCAGGUUAAGAAUGGACCUCCAGAACAAAUUAAGUUCUUAACCUGAGGUACCACUGUACUGAUAAAUGCUAUUGUGAAACCCAUCCCUUUGUUAACAGAGAGUGGGUACACCAGGAAACGUUCUUGAUUGGUAUUAUGGUUUUAUCUAAAUGUAUUUUUUUUACAACAUUAAAACAACCUGUAUGUGUGAUUAAUCAGUGCUUUCAGAUGCCAUCAUGCUACAUUUGACUUGAGGGCGGUUGAGCUAAACCUUUUGGCAUGACAUUUGGCUCUUAGAAAAACUGCCAUUACUGGCAUUGCCACAUGGUUUGCAUUACAGUAGUAGAUGUUAGAUGUUAACAAGCAGAUUAAAAUAAGGAUUUAAAAGGAACUACAUAGAGCUAAUGCCAGCUCUGUGCAACCAGACAGCUAUCUGUAAGUCUGAGCUUUUCCACAUGAUAAAAUGGGUGCCCCGACUGCAUUUAAUGAUUAGUGUGCUACUCUCACAGGCUUGUAUCUUGUGCCAGAAGAGUGAUAUCAUGUCUGUGAGUAAUGGGUAGGAGAGAGUCUGGUGGUGGUGGGAAUAGUGACAAUGCUGUCCACAAUUUAUUUUAUAGGGUCUGGAUGAAUAGUGGAUCUCCACAACCUGAAAAUAAAUAAAAUAUUUAAGCAAAUGUUUCUGAAAUGGCUGUUCAAUGCAUGAUAAUAAGCCUUGCUGCUCUUGGAACUUAAAAAGUGUUUUAAUACUCUACAAUGAUGCAUGGCGAGUAAGCCCUGAGUGUUUAAUUACAUCCCAUAGGUGCCUAUGGCACUUGUGUAAUCACAAUUUGCACCAUAAUUACUAUAACAGUGGUUAUAUUUUCCCAGAUAAACAAAAUAGUGCAACCAAAGCUUAGAAAAUGUGACAUCUAUCAAACAGAAGAGCAAGCUCAAAAAUAUUGGGUGACAGAUUAGCUUUUUUCCCCUCCUUGUGUUCUCUGUCCAGUUUUAUUUUCCAUCACAGUAUGGUAUCCUUAAACGAAAUCCCAUAUGUCUGCAAACAGAGUAGCCAUGCAAUCUUAUGCACAUUUCCAUGGGAGUAAGCUCAACUGAAUCCAGUUAAUAAUAAUAAUAAUAAUUUUUUAUUUAUACCCCGCCCUCCCCAGCCAAGGCCGGGCUCAGAGCGGCUUACAAGCAAUAAUAAAAACAAGAUGAAUGAUUACAACUUAAAAACAAAAAUAAAAUACAACAUUAAAAUAAUGGAACAUUAAAAUAUUAAAAUGUAGCCUCAUUGCAGGAGGAGAAGGAAAAGAAAAAAGAAAGAGAAGGAGGGAGGGAAUCAAAUUGGCUCCAAGCCAAAGGCCAGGUGGAACAACUCUGUCUUACAGGCCCUGCGGAAAGAAAUCAGAUCCUGCGGGGCCCUGGUCUCGUGAGGCAGAGCGUUCCACCAGGCCGGAGCCAGAGUUGAAAAGGCCCUGGCUCUGGUUGAAGCCAAUCUAACUUCCUUAGGGCCCGGGACCACUAGGGUGUUGCUAUUUAUGGACCUUGAGGCUCUCCGUGGGGCAUACCGGGAGAGGCGGUCCCGUAGGUACGAGGGUCCUAGGCCGUGAAGGGCUUUAAAGGUCAAAACCAGCACCUUAAAUCUGACCCUGUACUCCACCGGGAGCCAGUGCAGCUUGAAAAGCACUGGGUGAAUCAGCUCCCAUGGCAGAGACCCCGUGAGGAGCCUCGCUGCAGCAUUCUGUACCCGCUGGAGUUUCUGGGACAGCUUCAAGGGCAGCCCUGCGUAGAGCGAAUUACAGUAGUCAAGCCUGGAGAUGACCGUCGCAUGGAUCACUGUGGCCAGGUUGGGGUGGGAAAGGUAAGGGACCAAAUGCUUGAUGCGGCGAAGGUGGAAAAAUGUCGCUUUGGCUGUUGCUGUAACUUGCGCCUCCAUGGAAAGAGAGGCGUCAAGGAUUACACCCAAACUCUUAACGGAAGGCAGUGGCACUAAUUGGGCCCCCGCAAGAGAAGGGAGUUGGUCCCUCAUCCCCAUGCCAUCCCGACCUAGCCAUAGGACCUCUUGUCUUCGAAGGAUUUAGUUUCAAACGGCUCCCACGAAACCAUCCAGCCACAGCUUCCAAGCAUCUGGUCAGUGUGUUCGGGGCCGAGUCGGUGUGGCCAUCCAUCAGCAGAUAGAGCUGAGUGUCAUCAGCAUAUUGGUGACAGCCCAGCCCAAAGCUCCGGAUAAUCUGGGCAAGGGGCGCAUAAAGAUGUUAAAAGCAUCGGGAGAGAAUUGCGCCCUGCGGCACUCCACACACCAAGGAGUGGCGCGACGACAUUUCCCUCCCUAGUGCCAACCUCUGUCCCCGACCAGAGAUAAAAGAGCACAACCAGUUACGGGCUAUGCCCUGUAUCCCCACGUCUGCGAGGCGGUGGUCCAGAAGAUCAUGAUCGACCAUGUCAAAGGCUGCUGACAAAUCUAAAAGGAUCAGCAGUCCUGACCCGCCUCGAUCCAGUUGUCUCCGGAGAUCAUCUGUUAGAGCAACCAGAGCCGUCUCUGUCCCAAAACCAGGACGGAAACUGGACUGAAAUGGAUCUAAUGCCGAUGUUUCCUCCAGAAACCUACCAAGCUGUUCAGCAACCACUCUCUCAAUUACCUUACCCAGGUAUGGAAGAUUUGAAACUGGGCGGUAAUUGGAUAGGUCUAAGCGAUCUGAUGAAGUUUUCUUUAAGAGUGGACACACCACUGCUUCCUUCAGUUCCCCUGGGAAUGUCCCCGUGUCAAGGGACAAAUUGAUAAUUUCAACCAGGGGGGUCCGCGCAACAUCUGGACACUCCCUAAUCAGCCAAGACGGGCACGGAUCAAGGAGGCAGGUGGUUAGACUUAAUUAAGUUAGACUUAAUUCUUACUGGGCUUGCAUAGGAUCCGGUCGUGCCGAAGUACUUUUAAGGGCAGAAUUCUGCUUGGAUCCAAAGGUGUCUAGUUUGAGCAGAAAGACACUUCUGCUUGCUGAAGAGGACAUGUGAUUUUUGGCAAUUCCCUUCAUCUACAGAUGACAUCCUACAUUCCACUCCAUUUCUGAGGGUCCUCCUGUCUUUAGGCUUGGCCAUCUGCAGUUCUUAGGAUGUAGGCUAUUAUAUAUGCAUUUAUUUUUAGCAGAAGGCAUUUGCAGGGCUGACUGAUUAGUUAGAUAAGCAAGUAUUUGUUUUGUCAAAGGAAUGGUGGCUCCCCAGAGGUUUGUGGAAAGCAGUGACCUCACUGGCAUAUCUGUUGACAGAGCCUUUACUUGUGCUACAGAGAAAAGUCUACCAACGGCUUCUAUUCUGUUGUUCAUUAAAUCUAGCCACUUUUAAUUCCAGUUGAUAUUUUGGCUUAACAUGCACUAUAUUUUGGGGAAGAAGUUUGCUUUAUGUCAUAAGUAUGUGGCUUUAAUUAAAAUCUGGACGGUUUUAUUUUGGCAAUUUUUAAAAAGACAUCUAGUUUCUUAUUAUGUGUAGCCAAAUGUAACUUUUUGAUCAUUCAUAUUUGCCAAAUAUUAACUCAGUUGCUUUAGGCUCAGUUAAGUAAGUGAUGUCAUAGCAGCAAGUGAGCAGGGUGGAAAAUAAGAAGCUGGACUUUGUAGAAACUUUCAUUCCAGUGGUGAAUAAUGCUAUCCUUUGUCUCUUCUUCCUGUUUCCAUUCCUGAUAAUCUAACAGAUAAAAAUAAGUUGAUUUUCUCAUGCUAUAUAAUAUAUUGAAAAGAUUUAAAUUAAAUUGGUGGUUUGUAUGCAGCAUGCAGUACAGAUGAUAUUAAAUGCAGGAAUGCUCAUAGAAGUUGAAAGCCCAUUGUUAAAAGUAAACCUUUAUCUAGUGCAGAGGUUUUCAAUCAUUUUGGGUCCAUGGCUCCCUUGACCAACUACAUUCUUUCUGCUGCACCCCUGUGGGGCUCAGGAGCCCAGUUAGGUCACCCCUUGCCUGCAGAGCCGGCUGCCCCAUACCCCUUUUCAAACACCCUCCCUUGUGGAUUGUACCCUCAGCCUCCUUCUCUCCUUGGGAGUCCUCCAAGCAGCUGCUGCCCCUGGUCUCUGACCUGCCCUCCUGCCCCAAAGAGGGAUGCCUCCUCACACUGAAGUGCCCCCUGGCCAGCCCCAGAGGCACCAUUCGCACACAAACAGCUGUGCAAGCCUUUGGGAGGCUGAGAUGUGAUAGGGCAUCAGAGGAGGGAGGGAAGGAAAGAGGGACAGAGGCCAGUAUUGUCUGUAGCACCCCUGAGCAUCAUUCAAGGCACCCCGGGGUGCCACGGCACACUGGUUGAAAACCAUUGGUAUAGCGUAUUAAACAGUAUUCUAUAGUUAAAUGACCAGCAGUUUAUCAAUAUGUUAUUUUUAUUAGGAAUUUUUGUUACUCUUCCAGAUAAUCUAACAUGCCUACAUUCAGCUUUAAUUGUCAGAGAAUUGCUACAUUAAAGAUAUUACAUGUGGGGAUUUUAGCUGUUUAACAUACAGUGUAUCAAUUGUAGCAUGAUUAAUCCUGCAUUCAUGUAUAUCAUUAUGGGUACACGUGCUAUAGGGAGCCUUUGUUACAGAAAAGUUUCCCUACUAAGGUGUUUUCAGUUAAGAAAUGUCAUAACAUUUCUGUUUCUCCUCUGGAAAACAGUGAAAAGGAACAGUUCCUGAAUUUAUAUUCUGUCUGUCUAAUUCUGCUUUUCGGUAUGCAAAGCCCAUGAAGAGCCUAGGUGUAGAUAGAAGUGUCUAUUGGUUAUCUAUUGAUGGGUAUGAUAGAGUCCCCACCCCCUUCUUCAGAUAUGUUAAAUUUUUCUACGUAAGAAUCACAACUAGAGAAGGACUAUCAGGUAGGGUAUUAUUAUCUGAGGAUGGAAACAUGGUUCACAUUCCCUAUCUUUCUAAAGGUCUUAUUGAUAGCUAUAUUUGGAGUUUCCCCAUAGGCCAAAUUUACCUUUGUAAAUUUUCCCUUUUACAGGAAUACAUAGCACAACAUUUGUUUGAGCCCAGCUGCCUAUGUUUUAUUAAGCAUAUUAUUCAGCUCAGCAGUCACUACUACAAUCUACUGUUGAUGACAUCCUAUAAUCUGAUACAGUUUAAUCUGUAAGCGACAUUUAGCAUGGAGGGGGCCCUAGUAGAUUGGUCUAGAUGGUCUCCCUUUCUUUUUCAGCUUUACAUGUCAAUGAUUCCAUUAUUAUUUGCUUCUGUUAGGAUUCUUUGGCUUAUGCAAAUAGAAAGCUGGAAACAAUUCCAGGUGAAAAGGUUUUAAGAGACACGAAAGAAGAACGAGAUCAGCGUAACCGGCUUAAGGAGAUUGACCAGCAGCUGAAAAACCUGGAAGGGACUGUAAGUCUUCUAAAGUUUCCUAGUUUGCUAAAGUCAGUAGAUACCAAGAAUAAGAAGAGAAUGACAAAAGGUUUCGUUUUGUGCUCUUGGUAAUAUUAUUCUGUGUUACAAAAUAGAUAAAUUACAGUGAUGCUUCUCAAUUGCAAUAUCUGUAUGAAGAUCAAGUGCUUUCUCACUGCUUAUAUAAACUGGUGGGAUUUUACAUAACUUGUGUUAUGUUAAUAUAAAACAAGUGCAGGUUGAAUUAUAUUAAACCAUGAAGUCUAAUGCUAAAAGACAGCUUUCCAAAUAAGCAGAGAAAUCACUCCCUCUAUUUCCCUUGUUCACGGUGUGCUGAUGCUGACGUAGCCAAAAUGGCACCACCAACCACAAGAGGCAGGCUCAGGUGAGCCCCAAAGUUUGCAGAGGUACAAAUAAAAACAAAAUAUGGGCAAAUAAAAGGAAAAAUAAAGAGGCAAAAAAAAAAAAGCCCCCUCAAAACUGGAAACCAGACUGCGCAUGUUUGUGCUUGAUCACUUUCCACCUUUCUUGGAGGGCACAUGGGGGGGGGGGGAGUAACAGCACGUGCAGCAUCUAUUCUAAAUGCUGCUUUGACUUCAUCUGUGUCCCCACCUGCUGUCAAAAAAUUAACCAAACUGCUUCCUCUUGGCUGCUUCACCAAUUGCAAACAUGUGAGUUUUCAGUAAUGCAGUAGCUGCCAUAACAAUUGUGCAAGGAAGGGGCUGUGAGGGAGAAAGCAGGCCAGAGGACCACCAAUUUGCCUCUUAUAAUGCCCCCAUGCCCCCAUCACUUAUUGACCCUUUAAAAGGAGAGGAACAGGAAUGUUUUUGUUACUACUCCCUUAGGGAAGAUGUUUUAUGGAGCUUAGAGCUGUAGUAGCCUUAGGUUUGUGCGUUUGCACAUUAGGCAGACUGAAGAUGUUCAUUCUGCCAAUGGUUCCGCUCCCUGUAUAAAAAUAACUGCAACUAAACCAACCAAUCCCGCAUAGUGUAAACCUGCACAGCAAUAAAAGAGGUUUACAAUGCAAUUCUGUACAUGUCUACUUAGAAGUAAGCCCCACUGAAUUCAAAGGGACUUAGUCCCAGGUAAGAAUGAAUAUGAUUGCAGACUUAGCCUUCAAGGGCUCCCUCACUCCUCCAGUGUGUAAGAAGCCGGUUGGUAGAAACACCUCGUCCUGCCCCAAAGAAACAUUAUGUAACAUGGUAUCACUAGUAUGCUUUAAAUGCUUUAAUAUCCUUUUCUUCUCAGCAGAAAGCAGUGAACUGAAACAUUGCCUCCCUAGUUUAACAGUGGUGUAGUAUUGCACCUGCAUUGUGUGCUUCAUUUAAACAUUUCUUGAAGCACUAAAAGAGAUGAGGCUAAUCAAACCUUCCCCUACACAUAUGUGCAAAUUUGGUUUCUUUACUACUCCAAUAGUCAGUUUUAAUUUAGUACAAAUAAUUUCUGACAAAUUGCCUUUUCAUAUUCCUCGUAAGUACAUGUUAUGAUCCAUAUGAACCUGGUUCCUCUUCUGAUGCAGUAUUUCCCUCCCACAACCCAUGCUUUUGCCUAGAACAAUUCCUGUGAAGGAACAGAUGCAGAAAAUAUGUUGGAGCUGAAAAUCCAUGUGGAUAUUAUGCCAAAAAAUAUAUGAUUCAACACACAGAGUUCUCAAGAAGAGCUAAUCCGGAAAUGUUGUAAAUAUGAUGGAAACAUAUUUCAAAUGCUUUCUUGUUAGUAGUUCCACCAUGUAUCUGAUGAAAUAGGCUUCAAUCUAUGAAAGCAUAGGUUUUAAUAAAAAUUAGACUUGCAACAUGCUACAAGACUUUUCACUUGCAGGCCCCAAGACUAAGAUGCCUCUUCACUUAAAUGACUGUCCUUUGUCAAUGGAAUGAUGGUGUUAAAAUAACGUACGUCAGUUUUAUAGCUUCAGUUUAAUAAGUUAGUUGGUAAGCUGCUAAAGAAAAUAAACUCAGUCUACAACAUCCCUUUCUGCCAUUGACCUUUGCCUUUUGGUCACUGACCCUUGCUAUUUAUGGGAAUACAAGUCUGGACGGGGAUCUGCAGUUUGGUGGCUGGGUCUACAAUAAGCAAUGACUUUGGAAUGCACUGGGCUACUGGUUCAUUAAAAUACAAUGAAUGUUAACAGGUCAGUUCCGAGGUCUGAUUAGUACAAAACAGUUCCUUGGAAUCUGCUAUGGUAUAUACCCCCUCUUGUGCAUACCAGACAUUUUUUCUCUUAAGAGGAUGCCCACAAGACCUUACAGGGGCAGAAACUAUUCUUCACUUAUUAAAUGGUAAAUGAAUAAGCCACCUGUACUAAUGCAUAACCCAUUGUCAGCUUGGCAUUUAUUUGUAUUGUGAGAAAAGGGGAUAAAUUGCAGGAUCAACCAGAUGGAAAGUCAGUCGCAACCUGUAGGGCUCUAAUGCAUAUCCACCAACAUUGCACAGAUGAAAAUGCUUGUAAAAGCCAUUUCUCAUUUGGCCUGGUUUUCACCUUCUCAUCAGCUCUGUACAUGUUACUGAAGGUUUGAUUCAUUUUCCCGUAUGCUGUAUUAAUUUAUUAUUAGCUUUAAUGCUCUUUUAUACAGCUAAUAUGGUGUUUGAUCUUUAUAUUAAAUAAGUGCUACAAAAACAUAAUUGUUCUAAAACUUAUUAUCAACAGUUCAGAAUGACCUGCUGGAUGCACAAAAAUGUGUGCUAAUACGAUUAAGUACAUCCCAUCUUACUAUAAUAAUGCAACCUAUUUAAUAGUACUCAAACAGAGCACCUUUGGGGUUGACUCCCCCCCCCCCCCUUUAUAUUGGAUCUGGCUUUAUUUUUCUUGCUUUGCCCCCAAAAUUAGUCUUCCUAGUGUGCCAAAACAUUAAGGCUGUUCAUUACAAAACUUAAAUGUUCACAUACCUUAAUGUUCAUGCACCUAGAGUUACAUAGAUAGAAACAAGAUGCAUCCACUAUCUACUCCGAUAUGUAACUUCUAGAGAUAAUGGCGAAGGGGUUUAACCCUGAAGAUUGGCAGCCCUAGCAAUUCACGCUAACAGCAUUUUAAUAAAGCAAAAUAGGAAUAGUGAUUUAGCAAGGAAAGUUACUGGAAAAUAAUGGCUCUCUCUGAUAAACAGAUACAGAAUACAUGGAAGUGGAGGAUACGGUGGCAGAAUCCAUUUGUUAGAUCUGGGGUGGACAAGCAAUUUGGUCCAGAGGGACACAUGCGGCAAUAGAUGGUGGGUCAGGGGCUUAAAAUAUAAUUGGCUUCUAAGGGCUUGUUGGUGAACAUGGUUGAAAAGGAAUUUCCUUACAAAAAAUGUCUAAAAAAUUUAAAUACCGAAAAUACUCUGGAAAUUGUUGCAAAUAUUUUAAUUGGGUCACUCAGGUCAGCUGAACUGAAAUGGCUGAACUGACCUUGCCUUGCAGGGUUAGGUCCAUGGGGCUGUGCCUGCAAGAUUAAGUUCACCAACUGAAACCAGCCCUACACUAUUUAUUUUAAGAAAUGUUAUUAAUGGCUUCAUCAAAAAACCUAAGUGGUAUACCCAAACAUAAAAUAAUUAUCAAUAAAAAACAGAAGAAACCAACAGAGUUUUAAAAACAAGUAUAUAUGACUGAAUUAUGUAUCUGGGUAGGCUUCCUAAAAUAAAGUUUUUUUGCAGGUGCCUAAAAUUGCAUAAUAAAGGUGCCUGCUUAAUGUUAAAGACAGGGAGUUCCAAAGCAGAGCUGCUGCCAAAGAUCGAUUCUUCACAGAUGUGAAGCAAACAUUAUAUGGCAGAUUGAAGGCGGCAAAUUGGCACAUAUGAUGCAAGGCGAUCCUUCAAGUAAACUUGUGCAAAGCUGUUAAGGGUUUAUAUAUUACUAUAAUAACACACUGAACUUGGCCCGGUAACAAAUAGGCAGCCUGUGCUGAUAUUUAAUCGGACAUAUAGUAUGCUGACAGGAGCUCACUCCUGUCAGUAAUCAUGCUACCACAUUCUACUACACAACUGGAGCUACUAAGAUUCUAACAGUGAAAUCAUAUCAAGAAGAAAGUUACACUAUAUUAACUAUAUUUUCGUGUGUUUAUUUGUAUUUUUAUUCUGUUAACUGCCCUGAGAUCUACAGAUGAAGGGCAGUGUACAAAUUGAAAAAAACGAAAUAAAUAUUCAGUGGGGGUUAUUCCCGAGUAAGUGUAAGGAAGGAACACCAAGCCCAUGAGAUGACUUGCCUAAGGGUGUCAGAGCCUCCAUAGACUCCUUAAGUCCAAACCAUGCCUCAGGCUAUUCAGAAAGCAAGAAAUACUCAAGUAAAUUCAGAACAGACAACUCAAAGGAAGUCUAACCACGGUCAUACACAUAUGUGGGACAUGCUAUGCAGUGCAUACUGGUGCACAUGCAGGUAACAGCCACAACUGACAAUAGGUGUGUGGCAGCAAACACACAGUAAGCAGCAAACGCUCCCUUUCCCUGUCCUGGUGUAACUUACCCAUGCUAACCACACCUCUGCUGUGCUGCAGCCAACUUUAAGCACCAAGCAGCCGCAGCAGCAGCAGCUCUGCACAGCGUCAACUUCCUCAGCUGCCCAGAGCUUGAAAGCAACCCCAUUGUGGCUCGCUAGUCUGCUAAUUGUGAGUUGAUGACCCGAACCCACAUGGGACAAGGACACAAGUAUAUUAGGUUAAUGGGCUGAAAAGGCCACAACUUUAUUGGUUACAGCAUGUGAGAAGUAUUGGCUUAGGCAUUGGAUAAAACAACCUAUACAUGACCCCACCAGCGCAGCGGGGGGUCCUUGAAGGUUAACAAACAGUGGGAGGAGCUUGUUGAUGCAAAUACAACUGGAAGCUUCCCCUGAUGUCACCGGGGGUUGUGCCUUGGCCCUAGCCACCGGCAGGGCAUCGGACAGGAUCCACGACCGCCGGAUUCCUUUAACGGAAUACCCUACAAGGGACGAGGCAGGUGAUGGCCAAACCCUGCCCACCAACACACGACACAUAUUCCAAUGCCUAACCGCCAAUCCCGGGAAAGUUGUGACGAAUUGCUACGAGGCAGGCGAAAAACCAAGAGGCUGGUAGCAAGUUCACACCCAGGCCAGGCUGAGAUGCCUCUCUUGCUGUCUGCCACUCGCAGCAGUUUCAGGCCUGAGCCAAGCUCCAAAGCCCUGCUCUCACUGCACUGCUAAGCCAUCUGCAACUGCCUCAGGCCCUGAGUGUAGUCUGAAAGCUGUGCUGCCAUUGCUACCAACUCAGUUUGGGGACGGUGGGAAGGAAAAAGAGAGGGGGAGAAGGCACAGCUGGGCCUACUUAAAUUAUAACUCUUGUGAAGCUGAUUCUUCCUUGCCAAACAUGCCGUGCCUCACAGCCGAGGCAGUUUCCCACCACCCGGUUGACAGUCACUGAGCAUUCCAGACAUCAUUGUGGGUUUUACAUGGUGCUUUUAUUUGGAGAGUUAACAGCCUCCCUGUAAAUUUGUUGUUUUGUGGUAGUUAGAAGGCUAUCUGUCCGUUAGUGAAGCUCUUCAUUAUGUCAUUGGGAAUAAUAACAACGAUUAUACCAUUCUUCAACUGUAAUUUUGCUCCUUUCUAGCUAGCCUAAUAGACUAUGCAAUGUAUCUCUUUUGCCUCAUACGUUAUUGGCUUAUGCAGGCUAAUAGCAUAAUGCCUGAAUUGUGGUCAUUGUUCCACAGCCAACCUAGCAGUUCAAAAGCAAGUAGAUAAAUAGGUACCGCUGUGACGGGAAGGUAAACAGUGUUUUUGUGUGCUCUGGCACUCGUCACGGUAGCAUGCGCCAGUAGCAGUUUAGUCAUGCUGGCCACAUAACCCGGAAAGCUGUCUGUGGACAAAUACCGGCUCCCUCGGUCUGAAGCGAAAUUAGGGCUACACCCCAUAGUCGCCUUUGACUGGACAUAACUGUCCAGGGCUCCUUUACCUUUACCUUUUACCUGUUCCACAUCAGCAGGUAUGCACAGACCUUUUCUUCUUGGUUGAUUCUUGGCAGUAGCAGUUCUGUAGCAUCGGCCAUAAGACCACAACAUGUUUUGUACCUUUAAUUUCUAAAUUUAAUAUUUGGUAUUUCUGCAUUCCAGGACCUAACCCUUUCUCACAACUAUUUUCUUAACUUUAAAUACAAAUCUAAUCAUUUUUUUGGUGACUUAGUGAAGACACUGUAGAGUUUCUUAUGAUGGACAUGAAUAUGCCAGAGCUGGGAGGAUGAGUUGUGUGAGUCAUCCCAUGUGUUUUUAGUAAGAAAGCUGUGAUAAACAAGAAUUGCUUAUGUAAGUCUGUACUGUGUUUUCUUUUUAUGUAGAACCCAGAACCAUGUGAGAAUAAAAUUGGUGGCACAUUGCUCCUGGAAGUAAUUAUUAGGAUGAAAACCAAACAUUCCACACAUACCUUUUUGCCACAAACAACAUUCAUCAGGGGAAAAGAAAAGUUAACUUCUGAGCAAUUAUUUUAUUCAGAUGCUUUGAAGCUACUUACAGUCAUCAUAUUCUACAUGUUGACCCACUUCAGACAAAUGAAAAUUAAAACAUGAUUUGUUUAGUACAUUGACUAGGCACAAGUUCACACUUCCACCCUAACUUUUGUAUAUGAAGAUACAAUAUUUAAAGGCUUCAUUCUUGGUUUGGAAUAAACAGCAAUUUGUGUGAACUUGGCAAGUAAUAUAUUUAGUUAUCCAUUAUUUAACACCCAAUAUAUCAACCCAGGAAAUAUCCUGACUUAGUGAGCAAACCACUGUUUGUCAACUUCAGGUGCAACCAAUUGUGGUUUGUUCCUAAACAGGAAUUGAAGCUUUAAAUCUUUUCCUCUCGAAUAAAGUGGAGGGGAGAGCUAUAAUUUGUUGUUGUUUAACUGGGCCGUUGACUUUUUUUCUUUCAGUAUCAUUGAUGAAGAUAUGCAAUAGAUGUUCAGCAAGUAACAUCCCCCCCCCCCCCAAAAUGAAAUUGGUCUUGAAAGGAAAUCAUUCAGUGUCCAUGUUAGUCUGUCUUUGGCUUUUUAACAGGCAGAAACAAUCUCCACAUAGAGGAAGUUGAGGCACUGGCCCCUCUUUUCUACUAUGCACCUUAAGUCAUGUUGUACAAGGAAGAUGCUGUUAUUUUUCCUCUACCUCCUCCUCCACAAGGCACGGGGCAGGGAAGAAUGCAAAUCAGAUUUUUAUUCAGUGGAGGGAUGCAUACUCUGUAAAUGUCUGAACAGAGCCUUUAGGCUGCAGUGCAUAAAAAUAGGUUCUUUCAAACUGGUAGGUCAGUUAAAUUGGAUUGAUUUCUAGAACUCUUACACACUUCCCCUUUAUUAAUUGGGUUCUGAGCCUGAAACUGGUGCGUCCUAAGCAGGCUCCCAAAAGAAUUUUAGAACAGCCUCAAUUUAUCAUGCAAAGCUGAGACAAUUAUAUUCCAUGGGAUUCCAGGCAUUAAUUUCAAAUAUGUUUUAUUUAUCUCCCACAUGUUUUAUGUAUCUCCCACAUUAGGUCUAACUUGAGCUAUUCUUUCAACAUUGUAAAAUUCACAAAUUUUGACCCUGCGGUCAGUAAAUAUGGUAGACCAAGGCUUCAGAUCAUCUCCAGCACUUAUAAGCUCUGGUUUCUCUUAUUAUUAUUAUUAUUAUUAUUAUUAUUAUUAUUAUUAUUAAUUAGUUGCUUUACUCAUGGAAGGGACGCGGAUGGCACUGUGGGUUAAACCACAGAGCCUAGGGCUUGACGAUCAGAAGGUCAGCGGGUCGAAUCCCUGCGACGGGGUGAGCUCCUGUUGCUUGGUCCCUGCUCCUGCCAACCUAGCAGUUCGAAAGCACAUCAAAGUGCAAGUAGAUAAAUUGGUACCGCUCCAGUGGGAAGGUAAACAGUGUUUCUGUGCACUGCUUUGGUUUGCCAGAAGCGGCUUAGGCAUGCUGGCCACGUGACCCGGAAGCUGUACACCGGAUCCCUCGGCCAAUAAAGCGAGAUGAGCACCACAAUCCCAGAGUUGUCCACGACUGGACCUAAUGGUCAGGGGGACCUUACUCACUGAAAUAACUCAAAGCAACUUACAGACACAAUCAGUAAUCCCUUAUUCAGAUCUUUUUGGCUGUGCCAAGACUCCUGGAGUUCUCCGUACUGAUUCACAUAUAGCAAUGCAGUAUAUUAGGCUGUUAAUGAUAACUACCUACAUAUUUAUAACUCAGGUUUACUUAUGCAAGCUCUCAGCCUUAGGGAUGGGCGAGCAGCCGGCUUCUUAUCCUGAAAAUUAACUGGACCUUGUGCAUGGUCCAAUCAAACACUGAAACCCUUUGAGGAUGCUCAGUUCCUCUCACUUUCCACUAGCCCAUUUCAUUUUAUUACUCUAGUCUGAUAAUAUUUAUUGUGAUGUUUUCGCACAGUACUCAUUUGAAACUCUGUUUGGAUGGAGUUUUUAAAUGCAUGUGUAAAUGAGCAUCCUGGUUCACUUCAGCAGAGUGAAAACUCAAUGCACAACAAAGAAGCUCACCUUCAUUUAAGUGAAUGAGAAAGGCCUCGCUGUCAGCAGUUAAUUCCAUCUCAGGGCUUCUGCAAGAAUUAUUAGAUUGGGGGUGCUUUAAAAGCUACUCUAAAAAUACAUAAAUUAAUGCAUUUGAGUAGUGACUUGCCACAGGUGCACAGAGGAUAAAGUCACUGAGCAGGUUCUUUUUGUUAACCCAUAAAUAUUCACCAUGUCCCAUUCAUCAACUAGAUCGAAUGCAAAUACAAAUCAAUUGUUUCUAGCGAUUUUUCUACUGCUUUUGUGGUGUGUGUACUCCAGUAUUCUGAUGGUCAGAUGGAGCUACCAGACCAUAAAAUCCAGCCAGCGAGAGAGUUGGAACUAAGGGGAGCUCAAGGAUUUAUUAAGUGAUGUGAAACUCUUGUUGUUUUGUGCAUGUGUUACAUAAUUGCUGUAUGUGCAAGGCUGUUAAAAUACCCUGCUAGUAAUAACAUGCACACCAUUUUAUAGCUGCAAGAGGAGAUAAAAGAAGUUUCUUAGUCAGCACUUCAACAAUAUCACAGCACAUGUCAGUUUUAUUAUUGUGGGGCCUUCAGUUUUGGCAGAUGCACACUAUUCUGGGUGUAGUGUUGUAAUUACCAUAUAAAUUAAGCAGUUAAAUGAGGCUGGUAAAGCCUUAUCCCUUCUGCCACUAACCAGAUUGCCAAUACGGUGCUGUGAAACAGGCAUAAUUCAAGCUAAUUAUGUUUAGAAGGCCAGAAUUUGAAAUGCUGGACCUUUCUUUCCAUUCAAACUGGUCAAAAGUAAAUUGAAGCUGUUUAGCUGCAGUGCAAACAGAAGGAUCAUUAUUUCUGCACAACACACUGUCCAUAAUAGCAUUCCAAGAAUGGGUCUAAUCCGCCCAGGUUUAAUUCAUAGCUGCUAAUUAUAUUUCAGCAUACAUUCUUAUGCUUUAAACUAUGUGUGUCUUUACUUUAGUGAAUUGUAACUAGUUCUUAAACUGGGUAGGGGAGGGGGGACUUUCUUCUUUUUAUUCUUAACAGGCUUUGUAAUAUUUGAUGGGAUUAAGCUUUUUGUUGUAGUUCAAGACACAAUUGAUACUUAUUUUUGUCUUCACCAGCAGAGUUUGAUUAGAGCAUUCUGAGCAAAACCAGAGUCAAAUCAAACACAUUUUGGAUUUUAGGUUUCCAGGCUAUACUAUCUUGUGUAAAGGAAAAUAAAUGAACUGUAUUGUAUUUCAAACCAUAAAACGUUAGAAAUUUACAGCAAAAAAGUUGUAUGUUCCACUUUAGUGCCUAGGAUCAACACGACACCUUUCACUAAAAAGCUCUUGAAUUAUUUUACAAAGGUAAUUACUUUUCAAUGAUAAGAGGGUAAAGUUCAUCUAAAAGAAGGUUCUAGUGCCAUAACUGCCAGUUUAUGCACUCUGGGCAAACCCCAAGUUUAAUGCUAAAAAAAUUGUUUCCCAGUUGGUCUAUUAUUCAUUUCUGAUACGCAAUAUGUAACUUCUGUGCCUUCAUUCAUAUUUCCAGAAUUAAACUUAGGGGAUUUCUUUAGCAUCUCAGCCCAUUUAUCUGAAGUCUGAUUACAUCUGAUCACUUGUACAGCCAAAAUUUGAACAUGGGGGAAGGAAAGAGAGGUUUUUUUUCUUCCAUGUUGUGGGUAGAAUUCUUAAGUCCCUAUUGCAGGGAUAGACUGCAUGGUGCCCACCAGGUACUGGUCCAUUGCAAGUCACAUCAAGGACUGCCUCUCCCAAAAUGAAGCAAAUGUGUUCAUCUGAUACCCUAGUCUGUGUGACCCCUCUGAGAGAGGGAUGGAGGGUGGCAAUGUGAGAAUGGGUCUUCUCAGCUGUGGCGAUCUGUUUGUGGAAUGCUCUCCCCUGGGAGUCAUGUCUGGCACCAUCACAAUCUGUUUUUAGGCUUCCUGCAAAACAUAUGUAUUUGCCCUGGCCUUUGGAGCUUAUUCUCCCCCCCCAAUCUUUCAGUGAAGGGGGGUUCAGUUGGAUCUGUUCUUUUAUACAUAUUAUUGGUGUGUAUUUUGUUUGGUUUUUAAUGUUUGUUUUAGUAAGCAACUAAUAAGUGUAAUUAACCAUCAUCAUCAUCAUGCCUGACCAUUGGGCAUGUUGGCUGGGGUUGAUGGGAGCCGUAGUUCAACCAUUUCCAAAGGGCACAGUGUUGGCUCUGUUGCAAUCAUUAGAAUCAUUUUGGAACAGCAGACUCAAGGCUUGAACUGCAGCGUGACUUUCCAAUGUUGAGAAUGAGUGUGAACUUUUAAUGAGUAUUAAUAGUGCAUGAGGAAGCGGUUGUCAGGCAUUUAAAUAUUUCUAUUGAAGUUUGAUAUACAAGUAAACAAAACAAAAAAUCUUAAUCUCACAGUUACGGUGCUCAUUAUACCAUACAACUUGAAACUUGGCAUUUAGCCAGGCACAGAAUGUUUUUCUGAAACCAGGGCUGUACUUUCAUGCUUGACCUCUCAUCAGAACAUUAGUCUUAUGGGGGUGGGGAAUGUCAAUUGUUAGCAAUGGUCACAGUGAAAAAGUAUUUCAUAGCAGGGAUAAUCACACAUUGCCAUCUUUUCAUCUUUCACCCUUGAAAGUGCAUUGAAAGUAUUUCUACAGAGAUGAUUAUCCUUCGGGCCAUACUGGAUGUGACAAUGAGGCAUAUCUGCCCCAAUGACAAAGAUUCUGGAAAUUGUAGAAAGAGGUGGAUGGAGUCCAGCCUUCAGGGAUUUGUGGUUGGAUGGUAAUGAGAAGCUGCCACUUGGUGUAAGACCAAACAAGGCUUGGGUUUUAGCACAUCAUUACAGAAAACAGUUGCCAUGUACUGAGAUGGGCAUAUGAAUAGACUCUUUAUCAUGAUGGUACUUGAGUGGGUGGUAUUUUAAGGGCAGCGCUCCACUGCUAUUCCCCCCUAUUUUCGUUAUUGUUUUCAGAUGAGAUUUCAGUAUUAUUUUCAGAUGAGAUUUUGCCUUCUUUUGAAGGGCAUCCUGUUUCCUUGUUGCUGCCCCUUCUUUUUCUGCUUUUCUGUUUCAUCAAACAGUUGCCUCCCAUAUACAAAACACUAGUGUACCCUACUUAUGCAUGCUAUUGAUGAUAUGAAAUCCCUUUUGUGCCUUUUAAAAAAUGCCAUGUUACAUAAGAAUGAUCAUAGCCUAUGGCUUUUGUUUAGUGUACAUAUUAUAAUCCAACCUCCAGUGUGUGCAGCUCAAUUGAGGUCUUUUCUCUCCUUCCCAUCUUCCCUGCCAGACAACAUAUAUGCCAUGCUGUACUAUUAACUACUAUGGGAGGCUUUUAGUAAGACAGACUUCGCUCAUGGGAAGAGCAUACCCCGUGUUUUUAUUGAAGUUUUGAAUGCAUUUAUUUCAUUUCAGUUUUGAAUGCUGGUGUGGCGUAAUGGUUAGAGUGUGGGACUUGGACCUGGGAGAGCAGGGUUUGAAUCCACACUCAGCCACGAAGCUCACUGGGUGACCUUGGGCCAAUCACCAUCUCUUAACCUAACCUACCCUACAGGGUUGUGAGGAUGAAAUGUGGAGGAGCAGAACUAUGUACACUUUGAAAUCCUUGGAAGAGAAAGGUGGUAUAUAAAUAUAAUAAAUUAAAAUAAUAUUUUAAGACUCAACAUCAAUGCUCAUGUUUACUGGGAGAGUUGUGCUUUUCAGUUGUGUUCUUGAGUAUUUCAGUGUUGUUUGCCACAAAAUGGUCUUGGCCUAUUUCAGGUUAAACCCAGACAGUCCUGUGUGUACUUACUUGGGAGUAAAUUCACUGAACUCAUGAGGACUUCUAUGAGUAGAAAUAUAUUGCACUCAAAUUAGUUGCAUUUAGUUCACAUUUAGUAAUGACUUUUAACUUCAAGUAACAUCUGGAUCCAAUCUUAUCGCUCUGUAAUAUAUAUCAUAUGCACAUGUACACACUCAUAGUGAGGGGGUAGAUGCACAUAUCCUGUUACCUCUGCAUAGUUAUUCCUCCAACUGAAAUCAAUAUGGAAGCCCUUGUAAACUGUUCCAAAAGGUAGUGAAAUAAUUUGACCAGGUUUUCUGAUAAUGGUUUCUGAGCUAUUCUUGCUUUGUAAUUUUUGAGCACCCGUAUUAACAAGAAGAACCUAUAGUGUUAAAACUAAAUAUGCAGUUUUGUUUUUGAUUUUUAAUUUACCAUAAUCUUAUUAUUUUCACUAAUCGUAUAACUUCUGGAACAGAAUGUACACAAAACAUUCUCUAUCCUCACACAUUUCAUUGUGUCCCUUCCAACUGGUGCGGUUUUAGUAAAGACGCCCUCAAGCUAUAAUUUGCUAGUUGACUAUCUAUUAUAGAACAUACCUACCAUUCUAUACUAAAUUGUUCUUUUAAAUAAACAUUGCUGAGGAAAAACUUUGAAAACAAAAUGAGUAUAAGAAAAUUCUGCGCACCAAUAGGAUCAACCUGUUGAAUGACCCAUUGGGCCAUGUCCUUUCUGCGGACAAUUUCUCUAGGGAACAUUGCCCCUCUCUUUCCUUGUCAGCUGUUGGCAUUGAGCUAUGUGACCCAGUUUCAGAGGUCUUUGGGGUGUUCUGUGGUGGGGAAAUGUAUCUCUGUGAUCUUUUAUUAGUUCAGCUUGUUUUUAUAUGAUGAGUAGAAUUUCUCUAUUACUUUGACUACACUUUCUAUGCUGCCUUGGAGAAAGGGUUAUGCACAACUAUUCAUUCAAGAGCAGAAACAGCCUUUAGACAAUCCUUCAGUGAAAAUGAAGAAGAAACAAAGAGUGUAGACUGCAAAACUCUCUCUUCUCCCCCACUCCUUUUUUUUUUUUUUGGUAGCUAGUUGAAAUUGUUGAAUUCAAAAAGUUAAUUAUUGUAACAGGGUAAAUUAGCUAGAAAUUGCCUACAGGAGCCACCACAUUUUAAAAGACAGUGCGAUUAAACAUUAACACAAACUUAAUAAAUGGAUACCCCCUGCGAGGAGUUAAUCUAGGCUACAAAUGCUGCAACCUGUAAUAUAAGCAUUUCCAGUGAAAACUUAUGCAACUGGGAUGACAGUUGAUGAAUUAUUUUUGCCUCAAUAGUUGUGCAAUCUUUACCUGUAGUUUUGCUUAUUUCAAUGAAUACAGCUUGCAAAUCAUUAAACCUAGAUUGUUUUCAACACCUGCACUGAAAGUAUUGCUUUAUAGCAGAAAAGUGGGGGUGGGGGGAAGGAAUGUGUAUGGGAGCGAAAUAGAAUGAACCAAAGCAUGGUAGAAUGAUAAGAGGGGUUUGGAAGAGUGACAGCUUUUUUUCAGGGCAGGAGUCACAAUCCAAGUUCUGCAGAAAAAUCACCAUGGGCUGUUUGAGGCUAUUUAUAUAUAAUGUCCAUUGGUUCAGGCAUCCAGCUAAAAAGAAGAGGGUGACUGAUAGUUGCCCUUCAGGGGAUCUCACUUUCAGUGCCGAUCAACUGACUGGUGCUGAGAGUGAGUCCCUUUGAAGUUGCCUGUUCAACUGACAGCUGGGUGGCCCUGCGUACCUGUCCGAGUUGGCCCAUGGGGGGUUGGGGACAUAAAGAUCCUGGACCCCAUUUCACAACCCUGAACUAAGAGGUACAUGACUAGGAAGUGUCUGAAAGAGAAACAAUAGCUUCAGUAGGAAGGUGGUUUUCAAGACAGCUGUCUGCCCAACCAAGUUUAUUUUCCCCAUCUCUUUAUAACUGGCUUCGUUACAAGUCUAGUCCAAUUUUCUAACAUAGGCAUAUGGGUUAUCUGAGGUCUUCGGGGGCAGGGAAGAGAAAGGGGUAAUUGUUAUAUGGCCUAACUUCCUUCCACUCCAGUUUGCCAAUUUAAAGAUAGUGUGCAAUGCCUUCUAAGGUUUGAUGCGUUUGUGCCUGAGUUUUGAGCCAAAAAGAGUCCACCUGCCUUCUUGCUGAUUGCAAGCAUCCCUUCUUCACCUAGUCACUUAUUCAACUGCAUGGUCUCAUAACGCUACCAGGUAAAAUGGUAAAGGUACCCCUGCCCGUACGGGCCAGUCGUGUCCGACUCUAGGGUUGCACGCCCAUCUCGCUUAAGAGGCCGGGGGCCAGCGCUGUCUGGAGACACUUCCGGGUCAUGUGGCCAGCGUGAUGAAGCUGCUCUGGCGAGCCUGCACCAGCGCAGCACACGGAAACGCCGUUUACCUUCCCGCUAUAAAGCGGUACCUAUUUAUCUACUUGCACUUUGAUGUGCUUUCGAACUGCUAGGUGGGCAGGAGCUGGGACUGAAAGACGGGAGCUCACCCCGCCGCGGGGAUUCGAACUGCCGACCAUGCGAUCGGCAAGUCCUAGGCGCUGAGGUUUUACCCACAGCGCAAACGCUACCAAGCAGGUUAUUAAAUGCAAGGCCGCUUUCGUUAUCAGUCAUAAAAAAGAAACAAGGUCCCUCCCCUCCCCCCCCGUUUGUUGGCGACUGACAGCUGUGAGAUAAUCUUUCAAAAUAUAAUGUUUUCAAUUUUGCAAAAGAAAUCAUUAAAGAGAGCGCAGAAAACAUCUUCAACAACUUCACGUGGCCGUUUCUAUUUUGUAAUCAUUUUUAUUUUGCAGUCAUUUUUUGCAGUUCUCCACUGAGAUUACAGCAGGAGACAGCUGUAUAUUCUUUUUAAAGGAAAACUCAUUAACAAAACUGUUUAUCCAAAAAGAAUCUGAGGAAGCCUUGUUUUCAACAGAGAAAAGGCAGUGUGAGCCAAUUCAAACUUUAUGUUAAUAUGUACUCAUUAAAUUGUGAUAUGUGAAUUAGAGGAACUGGCAUUUGGGAAUAUGUUAAUUAUACAGGUAAACUAAUCAGAGUGGCAGGACUGCUUACAGUUCCCUUUUGAAUGUUAGCAAGUAGAAAAAAGACUCCAAAAUACAAAUCACAUUUUCAGAUACAUUCACAAUGGAAGAGUUGGGCAAGGAAUGAACUUUCUUAAGUUGUAGUGCUGUAGAAUAGUAUGUUAGAAUGAAUGCUACAGUAAAAAUUCAGUUCAUAGAAUAUUCUAAUGGAGUUAGCGACCUUUGUUCUUCAUGUAUUCAGAAGCAUAAAAGUAGUUGUGGCCAUUUAAAAAUAAUAAUUACAAAACCACAUGGUGGUCAAGUGGGGGGGGGGUCAUAAAAAUAUUUAGGCAUUGCAGUAUUACAGUGAGGUACCUGUUUGUGUAUUGGACAAAAAAACCCCACACCCAUUUGCACGCCAUGACACCAUAGUGGACAAUUGAUAGGAGCAGUCAAUUUUUUUAAAAAAUAAUAAGAAUAAAUAUAACUACCUUGACAUAUGUUGAAUGGUAUUGCGCCCCCCCCCCCACAAAAAGGUAUUGUGGUGUCAUGGUUUAGCCAUCCCUACUAGUAGGCUAAGAAAUAUAUAAUUGGUUCUAGUAUAUGUUGAAGCAUAUUAUGAGAGUGAGACACAAAAACUUCUGGAGCAUAUCUGUGAUUAUGCAUCUAUAACUCAGUACAGCUUUCUCAAUUCUAACUUGUGAGACACUAGACAAAAUAUUGAACUGAUUAUGCUUGUCAGCUUUGGCAAGCAGUUUAAAUUUGCUUUAUUUACAUUGGCAGUAUAUUGGAAAGAAAACCCACUGAGUUCUUUGAAUACUAGUAUGGUAUAUGGCAACCUUAACUGAAGUUAAGCAGGUCAGGAUCUGGUGUCUGGAUGGUACCACCUGAAACAUCCCAUCAAAUAUGCUGCCUGGAGUUCCAUAGAAGAAAAGUGGGACAUCAAUGUAAUAAAUAAAUAGAAAAAUAUAGCAGUAAGAUCAAAAACUCUCAUUACGCUUUGAAAGAAAAUUUGUAUCAUAAUAGAUUUCCUUUCUGUAACACAGUAACAGUGCAGUCCUAUCCAAGUCUACUCAGAAGGAAGUUCCAUUGAGUUCCUUUCUCCAACAAACUUCAAAAUCUCAACAAAUUUUGAGGGAUAGAUUUCAGUAUAUUUAACAUUUUCACAGUAUUAUUAAAAACUUAUGUUUAUCCAUCCUAAUCAGAGAAAAGGCUAAGCUAUAUUUAUUUAUAUUUUUAAGUUUAAAUUUUGGUCUUUCUUUAAUGUAUCUAGAAUAACCAUUAUCUUCUUUCCCUUCAAGUGCCAAGCGGUUUAUUCUCUCUCUCUGUCUCUCCCUCUCUCUGUCUCUCUCUCGACACUUAGAAUGGCACACUAUGCUUUAUCAGUCUGAUUAAAAACAGACAAAGCCAGCUAACUCAAAGUAUUUCCAUACGUCUUGAUAAAUGUGAAGUAAGAGCAUGACUCUCAGAGGUAUUUGCACAUGGGCAGAGUACUUCAUCACAUCGUAUUUUUACAAACGACAUCAUGCAAACUCCCGAUAAAUACAAUCUGUGACUUUGCCACAUUUAGGUAAGGUCAGGCUAAGGGGCAGAUCAGAAAAUUAAACGUGUGGAAACUAGUCUAGACAUAAAUAUCUCUAUCUGUGACCUAAUUCUAUUCAAGCGUGUGAUUUAUGUGUGAUUUUCAGAUGCCUUAAAAAAAGGGGGGGGGUCUCUACCAAGGUUUCCACCCCACCUUCCCGAAAGCUAAGCAGAGCAGACUUUCUAUUUUCCUUCUGCUGCGUGUUAAAUAAGGCAGUGCAAUAGAGAUCAAGUAUCUUUCUAGCAAAGGGCAAUAUCCCUGUAGUCACAUUACCUUUCAAAGCAAAUGUGUGAUAUCUAAAACAAAUGUGUAAUAUCUGUUCUUGGUAAUCCUGUCUAAAGGCACUGGAUAGUAUAUUAUUCGGAAACAAUAGGGACUUGGAGUCAAAACCCGACAUUUUCCGCUGGCUAAGCAGUGACUGCAAGCGAGUAUCUGGCAGAGUGUUUUGCCUCUUCUCACUAGUUGAUGUAAAUGCAAGUUGAUUUUGCUGUUAUUACUACAAUGUAUUGCUGUAACUGAAGCUAUACAAACUUCAACAGCCUAGUCAGCUUAGAAGCCCCAAUGUUUUAUACACAUCUGUGCCAGCUAUAUAUUGUAGCCUGACAGGUGCUCUGUUGUUGUUUUUUAAAGAUUUAUAACAGUUGACUUGUUUGCUGGAAGGCCCAUUGCAAAGUAGGGCUGAAGGCUUGAGGGCUGCUAUUUCAGCCCCAUGCAGGUGUGGGACUGCUGAGUUGCUUGCAGUGACCAAGCCAGAUACCUACUAACACCAGGAUUUCUAGGUGUUGUCAGGGCUAGUUUAUGCAACUAGCAGAAUCAAGCUUUUCCUAGCCUAUCUUUUAAAACUGUAGGUGUGGGAUUAAACAUUACUGUGUUCUGUCUGUAGAAUUUUCUUUCUCCCAGUCUUGCCAAAUCCUGAGCAUCUUUAGGAGAUACCUUUUUUGUGUGGCCACAGAUAUCAACGUAGAUUUGGACUGAUGUGUUAGAGACAGUCUGCCUCUUCUACUGGAGGUAAAUACUAGAUUCUGGAGGGAAAACAACUGGUAGAGAAGCUGUUGCUUUCAUGCUCUGCAUCCCAGGAGCAUUUGGCUAGGCAGUGUUGGAAAAUAGAAAUGCUGUACUUUAGAGCACUAUUCAGCAAAAGUUACUCAUUACCAUGUCUUGUUGAAAUGAAUGCAACAAGUUAGUCAUUAAAAAAAAGGACUUUUAUUUAUUUUUGAGCAGUUGCAAUAGACAAAUAUAUAAAAACAAAACCACAUGUGGACAAACGUGUAAUUAUACAUAAAGGGGACAGGUGGCAGAACAAGUUAGUCAUGAUCAUUUGAAGCCUUAGUGCUUUCCUGUGGACUGAUAUAACUAACGUUACUUGAAAUUGGGACCACCCCAUACGGAACUUCAAAUGUUUACUAUUUUUAUUAUAGAAUUAAAUUCUGUUAUAUUCUGGAAAUCUUUUUAAAAUUACCAGAGCAGUUGCCAUGUUAGUCUGUUGCAGCAAAACCAAUGAAGAAUCUUAAAGAUCAACAGUUUUUUAUUAUGUCAUCAGCAUAGGAAGUGUGGUUCUCACUUGUCAGGUAUAUAUUAGUGUAGAGGAAAAAAUGGAAAAGUUUGGAGUUAAUGGUCUCUUACAUUAAAUUGACAAUAACCUGUGCAAAUUUGCACAGAAGCAAGCCCCAAUGAGUUACGGAAGCAAGCCCCAAUGAGUUCAGUGGAGCUUACUUCCAGCAAAGUGUGUAUAGGACUGAAAGCUGAAAGAAUGAAAAAUGAACCUUCCAUGUUCGCAGUCUGCAGUCAUUUGGUGAUAACAUAAUGCUUUAUCACUAAUCAGUGGCAGAGCUUCAUGCUCCAGCACGGGGGUGGAGAGCAGGCAUGGGCGUGGCUGGUGCAUGUCCCGGGGGCGUGGUGCGCCGCCCUUAGGGGCGUGGUGCACAUUCUGGGGGGCGUGGUGCAAUGCCUGUGGGGGUGUGGUGCCCAGUGCAUGGGGGAGGGAUAGCUGUGAUGGCACCCCACCGGGAUCAUGGUGCUGGGGGUGGUACACUCCCCCGCCCCCCUCUUCCUCCUCCAGUGUCACCAAUUACUGUUUCUUAAUUAUUAAUUCAUUCUGUUUACUUCAGAAAUGUUGCAAAGUAAUAAUAUUAAUAAAGUAUUUUAUAAUUUUCAAGAAUGGCAGUUUGAAUCAGUGAAUUCCAAAUAGAUGUGUUUUCGGUGCUGCCCAGCUCUGAGAAUCAGGUUUUGGGGAUUUGUUGGACUUAGCUUUAUUUUCAAUUGUACAUAAAAGGUUCUAUUUGUUAGUCGAUGUGUGGCACCAUUUUACAAGGCCAAACAGCUAUUCAAAAUACAUUUUCAUUUGUAUAUGAGGAUUGGUACACUAACACUGUUAAGGGUUACAGUGGUACCUCAGGUUACAUACGCUUCAGGUUACAGACUCCGCUAACCCAGAAAUAUUACCUCGGGUUAAGAACUUUGCUUCAGAAUGAGAACAGAAAUCGUGCUCCGGCGGCGCGGCAGCAGCGGGAGGCCCCAUUAGCUAAAGUGGUGCUUCAGAUUAAGAACAGUUUCAGGUUAAGAACGGACCUCUGGAACGAAUUAAGUACUUGACCCGAGGUACCACUGUAUUCUGCAAAAGCUUGAAGAAGAAAACAAACAGAAAUUUGUGCUGUUAAACUCUACAAAAGCACAUAAAUUAACAAAGAAUGCUCACGAAUUACAUAAAUUGGGGUGAGAUGCAUAAGGUUCUCCAAGAGCUUCUUGUGUUGGAAACACACAAAUCUUCUAAUAAAAUACCAGAGUAUUUUUCAGCAGACUCUACUCACAGUUGUCACAAUAUUAUUAUUAUUGCUGUGCAUUGCAUUGCUGCAAGCUUGCACAACUUGUGAUCAACUAAAUUGAAUGCCACUCGCCACGCAUGUGUGGCAGCCCACGAAAGACUCUGUGAACAAUCUAAUUUUGCAUGUGUCUGGAACAGCGAAAUAAGAGGAGUUACAAACACUUGACAGGCCACAAUACCUGGCAUGUGGUCUGAAUUUGCUUUAGUGAAUCACAAAUUGUGUAGGCCUGCUGUGGCACUUUUCAGUGUAUACAAUUUAGGUGGAAUUCAGUGUUUACUAUCUUGAUCGUUUCAUCAGUGGGGGCAUUUCUCCUUGCUAGAGGGAACAAAGCCCCUCUCCUCCCCCUGCAUGGUUCUGUGGUUUCUCCUGAACCUUCAGAGCAAAUUUUGGAGAGUCAGGAGAAGGGGAGAAGGCUGCAUUGUGCUAGUGGAAGCCCUUGCACUGGCUUUAGCUAGCACACUGGGUUAAUUGAAUUCAGGCUUUUGUUUCUUUUUUACUCAGGAUAAAGAUUGAGCAAAUGCAAUCCCAAAAACUUCAUGGCUGAGAAGGAUUUCAUCACCCUUCAUGACUCCUUUCCAUCUACUAUAUUGCACUGGCAGUAGGGUAGCAUGAACACAAUGCCCAUUCAGAUGGGUCCUUGGAAUAAUUUUAAAAUUCCACUCUUAAAGUUCCUUCAUGCACGUGAUCAAAUAGUUUUUGAGGCUUUCGAGGACUGAGUUCUUUGAUAAUUUCUCUUGUAAUUGUGUAUUUGUAUACACAUCCACACACACACACAUAUGGUCCCCAAGGAUAUUGGCACGCUACAAAUCCAAAUAAAUAAAUGUCUCAUAUAUCAGCCUAUUCAUCUUGAAUAGUUUGCCUGAGAAUUUUGAAAAUCUUUUCUCAACCAGCUUCAAUAAAUAGUUUCAUUAAAUUCAUCAGUGCUCUUGGCAGAAUGAAUUACGACAGUUAAAUGACUUUCAUCCACCCUUAAGCUACUAUAAUAAUGUUUGAGAAAUAUUACCAAUAAUUUUUCCAUAAGAGCCCUCUGUUAUGAAACAAAGCAGCCUUCUGUUAAAUCCUUGGAAGACCUAUCCCAAAUAUUUGACACUUACAUUGCCUGCUGAUUAAGUAACCAUGAUAAUAAAAAUUCCUCUUGAAUUUGAGAGAAGUGCAGCUCUUUGCUAGACCAAGCUAUGUAAAAGUUAAUUCAGUUCAGAAAUCCAGCUGCGUAUGUUAAAGGAUUCUUAUUACUUCUAAGUGUAGAAGAAAAUUCCACUGAGUACUGAUGAUUUUGACAAGAGUUUGGAAAAACAUAUUGUUUUCCAUUUAAACUAAUGAACUUCCAGUUUGAUUUCCCAGCCAGUGGCUUAAGUACAGUAAAUUUUCUCUGAUCUCUUUAACAUACAUACAUACAAACAAACAAACAUACAUACAUACAAAUGUAUGUAUGUAUGUAUGUAUGUAUGUAUGUUUACCCUGCAUUUGCACAUAAAACCCCCAAGGUUGUUAACACUAAAUUUUAUAAUAAAAUACAAUAAACAUACUAGCCAAUGUCCUCAUUUUUAUAUAGUGUAUAUAUAUAUAUAUAUAUAUAUAUAUAUAUAUAUAUAUAUACACACAGCCACUAAGCAUGCCCUCAGAUUUCUGCCAAAUGCAUAUCAGAUUUUGGCAGGACAGAGAAGAUCCCAAUGUCUUCAGAGCUAUGAUGAUAAUAACCAGGACUUUGAAGAAUUCCCCUAAAGAUAUCAGUAGCCAAGAUAGCUGUUGUAAUCUAGAAGUCACAUAUUCCCUUGUCAUGACCCUGGACCAGAACUCCUUAGAUUCAGAGCCCUAAUACAAUAGCAGCCCAAGGAGGAGUUGCAUCUAGUCAUUGGUCCAUCUUGUGAAUCCACCAGCGUCGGAGUACCCGUCUCAUCCCCUGAGCUCCAAGUAGACACUUCUGCCCCUGGACUCCAAGAACUAGAUCCACAGACUCUUCAAAGGAUCCAGAGAGCCUCAAAGAGCUUCCCCCAAAGCAGUCUCCACAGCUUGAAAACCUGUGGCCUAGAAAAAGCCAACUGCUGCGGAAAAAGUAGUGGAAGAGAUGGGUGUCAGUAGAGCGGUGCAAAACCCCAGACAACCUCCACCAGUGUUUGUGUCAUUAUGGUAGCAUUGACCAUGCUGGCUGAUGGGAAUUAUGGUCCAGCAACCUCUGGAGGGACUCACUUUGGCUACAUCUGAAUUAGAUGCAGCAUGGGAGAUGUGUGGGCCAGUGAGCCUCCCAGUGUCAUCUGGGACCACCUCCAGGAGGGACCGGAACUACUGCAAAUAACAACAACACUUAUACUACGUAAUUCCACCAAGCAGCCCAGGAGAAUAUCAGGGUUGAUGGUACUGAAAGCCACUAAGAAGUCUGGCAGGAACAACAAAAAUGCACUUCCCCAGUGUUCCCAUUGUUCAAAUCUGUGUCUAUCCAAUAAAUCUGGACUGAAGGCAAAUCAAAUGGAUGUGGUGAUGCAGAUAUUCUAGAACUAUGGGAUGUUUAGAAUCAUAGCAUUAUAGAGUUGAAAGGGACCCUAGGGGUCAUGUAGUUGAAACCCCUGUGAUGCAAGAAUCUCAAUGUAGAAUCAUAGAAUUGUAGAGUUGGAAAUAAGUCACACUGAAGGAACUCACUGCUUAGUGAAUGUACGUAAGAUUGCAGGACGCAAUCCUUUAUAGCCUUACCCAAAAGUAAGUCCCAUUGAACUCUUACAACCCAUUGCGCAUUCUGUUCACAAUGUAUAGUUCUGUGCUGGAUUGUGGCCUGUGUCUACGUGCUUCCAAAAAAGAUGCACUAGUGAUACGCUAUGACUAUCUAUGCAAGGCUUCCAGGCAUCUUCCUUCAUGCUGAAAAACAAUUAUGUUAGAAAUUGCUUUCAAAUGCAAAUGAUGCAAAACGGCAUGCUUGCACUUGCUUUAGUUUUGUUGCAGUCAAUAUAAAAACAUAGGUUUAAGGGCAAAGUGACCGAUUCCAAAUGGUUUGCAGAUAACUGCCACUGUAAGAAUUAAAGGAAUUCGUUUCUCCAUUGUUUUUUUCAGUUGACUGCUAUUCUGGGACUUGAAGAACAGACUAUCUUUAAUAAAAACAAGGCCCAGAGAAUUUUAAGAAAACUAAAGCAACAUCGGUGGCAUGAAAGAACAGGGAACCUCAAUCUGGCUGGAUAAAUAAAACACUGCAAAGUGUAUCAAAGUGUCAUUUGUAAUAUAAAACUCUGCAAGUUUUGAAUGCCAUAGAAUGGCAAAAUAAAUUCUGUGAAUAUCUUCAGGUGGAACAAAGCACAGACUGUGCACCUGUCAAAAGAGGCCCUCACAGCUGCAGCAAAGGGUGGGAGAAGAUGGCUGGGGCUGAAGAGGGCAGUGGCAGCAGGGGACACUUUGGGCUGUGUUUGCCCAGGGUCUUGCCUGGUUGUGAGCAAGAGCAAGAGGUGAGACACAUAAAAACCUGUUUCCCACCUGGGCAACCAGUUGGAAGCAGUGCAGUUUACGCACUGGCCCCUCCUGGGCUGAGGAACGCAUUGGCCUCUGAGGAUCCAGAAGCAAUUCCGCCCCCCCCCCCCGCUAGCUCCUGCUGGCUUUUUGUUGAUUGGGCUGUCCCUUUUCAUGAAGGUUUUGUGUCCAUUAAUGGAAUUGGACUAUGAUAGUUCUUUCUUUCAUCAGAACUUGGACAGGAGGAUCAGUGUGGAUAUGGAAAAUAACUAAUUUUGUGAGAAUGUCCGGUCACUCAUGGCUGAGAUGGGAGACAGUGGAGCACAGGGCCAUGGCCAGAUUUCAGGACGUGGAAUGGUGCCAACAUUUCCCCACCCCCAAAAGAGGGCAUUGACAGUUUGCUAUCCAGCCUCUUCUUAAAUCCCUCUAGCAAAGAAGAGAGCACUCCUUCCUGAGGCAGCCUAUUUCAUUAUCCACCUCUUAGCAUUAGGAAGCUUUUUCUUACGUUUUGCCAAAACCUGCUUCUCUACCGUUUCUACCCAUUGGUUCUAGUCCUGCCUCGUGGAGCAGCAGAAAACAAGGGAGAGGCUACACUUGGAAAUUGCUCCUCUUUCCGCUUCAGCUGGGAUAUCUGUUCUAAACCCCCAUUGGUUGACAUAAAGGGGCCCCCCGGUCCCUUUGAAAUACUGCAGAACUUGAGCGAUUGAUUUACCCAGCUUCAGGAACUGGCAGAAUUACCUGGACAAUACUGUUAAAUUUUGUGAAAACAAAUGCAAUAAGGAGGGAAGCAAGAGUAACCAGAAGACCCCCCCCCCCAUGAAGGAAUAAAUAAGAGCUAUUGAAAAUAGAAUGGAACUGCACUAAACAGUGGUGCUAGCGGGACCUAAACUAAAUAGUCAUGCUAGCACAUUGCACAAUGAGUCCUGUGAUUGCAAAGGGGCUUCCCCUCCCCCCACGUGCCCCUGUACUCUCCCCAAAUCUGCUCCGGAGGGUCAGGAAAAACUCCAAAACAGUGCAUGGAGGGGAGGUUGUUCUGGCUGGCAAGCAGAAAUACUUGAUGGAAUGGUUUCCUUAGUGCUACAUUGACUAUAACCCUCUGGUUUUUAAUUUCAACAAUAAUAUAAUAUAAUAUGUAAAAUAUAAUAAUAAUAAUAAUAAUAAUAAUAAUAAUAAUAAUAAAUAAUAAUAAUAAUAUACCACCGUAUACCCUCAGGUUUCAGGGCGGUUCACAGAAUAAGCUUGCACUUGUCAUUCCCACUUAUGGAUAUUUAGUCAAAAAGAAGAUUCGCAUUCAUUGGUGUCAUAAUUGUGUUUCUACAUUUUUUAAAAAAGAAAAUUGAUAUAUUUUGGAAACCUGGAUUGGGUUUCAUUUGCUGAUCAUUAAAUUCAUCUAGUCCUUAAAUCUAGAAGAAGGUGCUGUUUCAAAGCCUGCAGCUGCAGGAAUUACUUUGCAGAAAGCCGUAAUGUGGUUGUAGUUCCCAAAAGGCUUUGUAGAUGUGUGUAGAUGUGAGUGUAGUUUGGCAGAACUGAAGAGCUCAGUUUAUGAGAGGUCAAGGACAGAGUUAACAAGGAAUGCGAAUUCUUUUGCAAGCUCCGUGAGAAGGUUUCCUCCAGGGCUCCAGCGAAGGUAUUGGUAAGCUACUGUGGGGAAUGUCAGAUUGCAGCUGUGCUCAGCAAGGUGUAUAAAAUCUUUCAGAAUUCCAACUGAAAGAACGAGGAUAGAAAUCCCCGAGUAUCUAUCUUACCAAAAUCAUAUUUAACCUUUAACGUUGGAGUUUUACAGCCAUCUCUUUCGUCACUGCAAAACAAAACAACAACAACAAAAAAUCAGGCAGAAAGAGAGAAAGAGAUGUGUAAUGAAAAUGGUGCUUACUUUUGGGAAAACUCUUUGGAUUUUUAAAAUUGUUUGAGUAGGAUGUUUGAAUUGAUAGCAAGGUGAGUAUUCUUUAAACACUAGGCCACAUUGAAUUCUGCAUUGAACAGUGCUUUUUGUACAGCCUGCCAUAUAGACAAGGAUAGUUUGGCUACAAUUAUUCACACUGUGUCUACUGCAGUUUUGUUGCCUGUGGGCUGCCCUUACUGAGGGCCCAGAAAACGUACAAAAUAUGGCAGCUAGAUUACUAAUUGGGACAAGGCAUAAGGAACACAUCAUAUCAAUUUAAAGAACUCUGGUGGCUCCCAUUCCAUUUCUAUGCCCUGUUUAAAGAGCUGGUUUUAUCCUUCAAAACUCUUUGGAACCACACUGCCUUAAAGAUCACUUCCUUCAUACUAAACCUGCCUAGCUUAUUAAGUUUUGAGAUCUCUCCACAACCAGAGGUUAGGUUAGUCGGAACUAUUAAGGGUCUUUUCAGCUAUUGUGCCCCAAAUUUCAGACCUCUUUAUUGAGGGAGGCUUGCCAGGCACUGUAUGAUGUCUUACCACUAACAAGCAAAUAACCUGCCCCUUUGCCAUUUAGUUGCUGUGUUUUUUUAAUUGUUGUUUUAAACGUGACUCAUUUUCUGCUCUGUUUUUUCCUAGUUGUGUUUUUUUGCAUAAUCUAUGCAUAUAUUUUAAAGUUAUAUGUAAGCUGAAAGGCUUUUUCAUAAUAGAAUGGGAUUUUUAAUUAUUAUUAUUUUUAAAAAAUACAUUGUGAAUGCAGCAAACUGGUUUUUUCCCCAUGAGGUAUGUGAAAUGACUGUAAUUUUUGGCUCUGAAUAAAUAAUGAUAACAUAAUGGUAAUAAUGAUCUGUGUUAAGUAGAUUAUUAUCUGCCCAUAUGUUCUAUUAAUAAUUUACACAAUUAAAUGAAAAUGCAGACAGUUGAUUCUUACAAGUUGACUCUUGGCAUUCUUCCAUAGAGCAAGUGUACUAAGCUAAUUGAGUUCAUUUUGUCCUUUAAAAAGGCAAAGAAAAAAAUUCUUGUUCCUUUAUUAGUUACAUAACUGGCAGAAAAUCAACAGACUAAAGUCAAAGUUUCCCCAUCAUUGCAUUGUUAUGCUGCACUUGUUGUAUUUCUCCUGUUGAAAUCCUGUUUUAGCCCCACCCCCCAAAAAUGUUCCAUUGCAAUCUGGGCACUCAAAGUUUUACUAACAUGUUACCUGAAUUGCUUUGAAGAUGCGUAUGAAAUAAUAAACUUUUAGUAUGUGUAUAAUCCAUAUGAAAUGAAUUUUAUGCUCGAUUGUAUCAUGAUUUUGAGAUGCUUGUGCUCAUUUUAAGUCUAAAAAAAAAAUAUUUGCAGCCUUUCCGGUAAAAUUAUUCGCUAUUUAACAUGGGGACAUGAAAAAAUGCCCAGGGGGUCCUUUACCCUUUUACCUAUGAAAAAAAUGUGCCCUGCACAAUCAUAUAACAAAGAAUUACCUAUGUGGAAAAUUACUGCUUUUUCUCUCUCUUGUCAUCUUUAAGUCCUUCAUGAGUUCUAUAUUUCAUUUCACCAGGACCCACUUAAUGCUAAAUAUCUAAUGGCACAGUCAUAUGGCUGCGUGCUCAGAAGUAAAUCUCACUGAGUUUAAUGGGACUAGGGAUGGGGGAGAAAUUUGAUUCAGUUCACCUUUCAAGGGAAACCAAUCUAGUUCUCACUUUUCCAAAACAAUAUCCAAGCUGAAACACAGCUGUCCUUUGAAAUUCAAAAUUCUCCAGAUUUUGUCAUGUAGGUCUCUGGCCAAGUAAUGUUUAUCUGCACAAAAAAACAUAUACUGAGAGAGAGUGUGCAUAAAUGCGUAUCUUACUGAAGAUAACAUGCCAAAGUGCAUUAUGUCAGGGGAACUACUGCGCAGAAAAUUGUACAUUAGGUAAAAUUGCAUACUGCCAUAUGUUUAUUGGGAGAAAUUCACACUAAAAUGAUAAAUUUUCAUCAGGAGAAGAACUUAAGACUGGAAAACUGGAAAAUUAAAUGGAGAGGUCUGCCCAUAUGUGUACCCAAGUAUAUAUAGGAUGGCUGCUGCCUUCAGCAGGGUUUACUUCUGAAAUAGGCAUCCAUAGGAUUGCUCUGAAAUGCUGAGAUUCGUCCUCCCUGAGAAUCUUACCUUUAGCAAUCCCAGGAGACUUACUGUGGCGCUUUCCUUUUAUUGUUCCUUCACAUUUCUGAGCUACUCUGAAAAGCAGGGAGACAAUAUGCCUUCAUCAGAAAAAGCUACGAGCCGACCGAAACAUUCAGCAAUAAUAUUCCUUCUGCUGUAGCUUUGGCUUGGAUAUUUCUUUGACACUUUUAAUACAUGCAACUAAGCCUGCGUUUCAAUGCCGUGCUACAGCGGCUGCGUUUCUUUGUGCCUUUGCGGAACAGAGCUCGUCAAGACAAGAAUGCGCUCAUGGUUUGUCGGAUUGGAGCUUUGAGUCAGUGGGAACUGUAGCCGGUACAUUUGGGAUUAUGCUUAGUGAAAGGUGCUGUAAUCGGCUGCAUGGUGAAAUGCGUGAGAGACAGGCAAAUGGGGUCAGCGAGAAGGACAUAGGGCUCCAGAGGUGUGCACUUGCAGGACCAAGCGUCGGGUUCCCAUCCCCCAACCCAUGCAAAUAAGAGACCAAUGAGGCUGCUUUUUUGGGUCAAAACAGGCCACAACUUUAUUGAAUACAGAUGAAAGAGGUAUGGCUUGGGGCAAUCAAAAUAUUUACUGCCCCCUCGCCGAAAGUGACGCGUGGUCAAUCCAGACAGGAGGUUGCUAAGACUUACAUCCAAUAGGGUGACCCCACAGGGACUGCCGUCUGGGGGAGUGCCUUUGGCUCUUGCCCCCGCUUGGGCACACGGACAUAGCCAUUCCCUCUGGACCCCUUUAACGGGAUACCCCAGCGUUUGGAGGGGCAGGCGGAGAUUACAACCUCCCCUCCAUCCAAAACAAAGGAUUGCCCCCAUGCCCAACCAGUUGUGAUGAUUGCUAUGAGGUAGGCAAAACCACUGGGUCAGUGCCAAUUAGCCGGGUGGGCCAUUUCCUACCCGGCCCCAUAAAGGAUGGCGACCACCAUAGCCACAGCAAAGUCAUCAGCUUAAACCAGGGGCAGGUAGGGGGGAAAACCCGAUGAAGGAACAAAAGGUGUGGGCCGCUUAGAUGGGCAAGAGGCGGAUCCGAGGGAAGCCUACCUGCUCCAUUGGCUCUGCCCCCAGCACAGCCCAUGUCCCCAGCCUGCAUCCCCAUUAGCCAAAGCUCGGUGCAGGCUUGGUGCAGGCUUAAGCUCCCACCGCCUAUCAGGAAGGGCACCGCUGUUCAAGUUCCCUCGUCAGGGCCCUGGUGAAGCCUCUGCCUUCAGUGCUGCCGCACCAAAAGUCGUGAGCGGACUUGUCUUCUCAGACCCCUCAUAGCAGGCAUCAGGGCAGGUAAGAACUGAGUGGACUUUAAGAGAAAGGACACAUCAUUCCUCACCUCUCCACUGCUGCUUACCUGAAAAGCUGGGGUAGAGUCAUUUUGUAUUUUUAUGCUGUGAACCACCCUGAGAUCUUUGGAUGAAGGGCAGUAUGCAAAAUGAAUGAAUGAAUGAAUGAAUGAAUGCUACCCUUCAUCAAUUGGACUGAAGCUUAACAUGAACAAAAGUGUCUUGGUUACUUCUUGAGUGGUGAAGAGCUUAGGUUACAACCUACAGCCUCCAGUAUUAUAUCCUUACUGUCCUCAUUGUUUAUGGGUUGUACUUGAAUCAUUCCUUCAGAUAUCAUGGGUUCCUCUGGCCCAGGUCAUCGAGUUUAGUUUCUUACUUUGCACUAGCACCAAGCUAUGUACUCAUUGCAUGGCAGUAGCCCUCAAAAAUACUAUGCUUUAGUCAGGGUUGUCACAUUUUUAGCCGAUCCUGCAGUUCCAUUGAAAUCUAAGUUGAUAUGUUUAGAAUUGUGCUAUGAAUCACAAGAUGGUGUGGGAGGCUCAUUAGCCAUGGCUCCUCCCCCCCACCUAUUUUGUUUGUGCUCUUCCCCCACCUCCUGUAGUGGGGCGUGGGUGGGCAACAUACAGCAUUCCGGAAGUUGCUGAGCUACAGUCCCCACCAUCCCUGACCAUUGCCCAUGGUAGCUGAGGCUGAUGGGAGGUCUGAAGAGCCACAGGUCACCUAUCACUCUCCUACAGCAAGCAGGGCUUCAUCUUGUCUCCUGUUUCUGUUAGGAUAUUUCCGUUCCACCUUAAAAGGGAGCAGGCUUUGUGAGUCACAGAGUCUGCGUAUUUCCUGUUCACAGGAUGUUUCUGUUGUGUCUAUGCUUUCGUUUCUCUCUGUGUGUCUGAGACACUAAAGCUGGCAGUCAUGUUUUCUUUGUUCUGACCAACGCUGAAUAAACUUGUAAAUAAUGCUCUCCUGCGUGCAUCUUUCGCUGUGCAUUAUCUGCUGAUAGAGCGUGCAUGAGCUCUGGAAUGUGGCAAGCUAUUUCUGGAAGCUCGUGUCGCUAAUUGAAUGAUACUGCAUGUCUACGGGAGAUCGAUGGACGUCCGGAGGCGGCUUGGGGGCCAUGAUGGACUUUGUCUCCCUGGCAGUAUCCCAACAGUUUCAUCUUAAUACCAUUGAUUUCUAGUUGCAACCUGAUAAAGCUCUACCUAUGGUACAAGCUCUGAGGCACUAUCUUCUUCAUUCUUAGUUUACAGAAUCUCAGGGCUAAAUCCUAGCCCCGAAAAUAAGUGCUGUGCUGUUCCUUGGUUAACCCUUUCUCGGAUUCAGGUUUGGCUGUAAAUCCAUACAAAAGCUCACACUAAUGGCCUGCAAUCAAUCCUGCUCUUUAGGUGAACAGUGUAGAAAUGGUGAGCCCAUCUUCCAAUUUGGCAAGAUGACACUAAAUUGUUCACAUUGGUGGGAUGUAUACAUUAUGCGCCUGUACUCUUGAGGAGAUGGGAGAUAGCUGACACUUUGAAUUUAAUUAUGCCGCUGAUGAUAGAGGUGCUGACAGUGAUUAUUUGUACAUCUGGCAUAAAUUUAAGAAAGGGGAAAACAAUGAUCCAGUGUUCAGUCUCAUUUUUCUUUGUCUCCAACAUAAACUCGAAUAUUUGAGCAAUUGCUCUUUUCUAUGUAGUGGUUUCUAAGGCUGCAACCCUAUGUGUAUCUUUAGCCAGGGUUGCCUAGCUUGGAGUAAGACCCAGUGGGAUUUACUUCUACGCAAACGUAAAGAGGAUUGUACUGUAAGCUUACAUCUUUUAUGCCGUAUUCCCCACCCCUGGAUUAUUUUGUACAUUUCAAUGUGCUUUGAGCAUAGAAAUCUGCUUUAUAGUGAGCCAGUGCAUUAAUCUGUCUAAUUCAGUAUUGCUACACUGGUGGGCAGAAACUCUUCUUUCUACUUUAGAAUACUCCUAAAAGGCACUGUAUAAAUAAUAAUUACUAUAUAGGAUUACAAGGGGGAAGAGUAUUUUUUUUAUUGAAUUGUUAUGCUAAUGCAAAUGAAACAAAGUAGAAAAACAUUUCAAUUGAAUACAAAAAAAGAGAAGAAAAGAAAGAAAGACAAAGAAACAAAAAAGAAAACAAAAAAGAAAACAGAGCAAAACAGAGCAAACGCAAAAAGUAAGAACAUAAGUAUAAUACAAGUAUGAUGCAAUAAUAGACAGCCCAGAAUGUCAUUUCUCUACCGAGAUGCUGACCCUUCUGGAGUGAAUCUCUUUUUAUUAUACUUUUGGUUUUUUAUUUCCGUCGACCGCACGGUGGUUAAUUUCUUAUAACUAAAACAAUUUCUCUGUAUUUCAAGAUAUUCCUCAUCUUGGUAUAAGGAGACAUUUUUCUACUUAUGGGUUUAUUCUAAACACAAGCAAAUCUUGGUUGUUGAACCUUGACUCGAUAGGUAGGUAUUUAAGCAUUCCCAUUCCUUCUGGAAUAUUUUAAUUUACUUGUUCCUUAAGGCUUCAGUCAACUUAGCAAGUUCCAAAUACUUGCUCAGCUUUUGUAGCCAUUCUUCUCUAGUUGAUAUAUGGUCACCCUUCCAGUACAGUGGUACCUCAGUUUACAUACGCUUCAGGUUACAGACUCCGCUAACCCAGAAAUACUACCUCGGGUUAAGAACUUUGUUUCAGGAUGAGAACAGAAAUUGUGCUCCAGCGGCGCAGCAGCAGCAGGAGGCCCCAUUAGCUAAAGUGGUGCUUCAGGUUAAGAACAGUUUCAGGUUAAGAACGGAGCUCCGGAACGAAUUAAGUACUGUAUUUUUCGCCCUAUAGGAUGCACUUUUUCCCCUCCAAAAAUGAAGGGGAAAUGUGUGUGCGUCCUAUGGGGUGAAUGCAGGCUUUCGCUGAAGCCUGGAGAGCGAGAGGGGUCGGUGCGCACCGACCCUCUCGCUCCAGACUUCAGGAAGCUAUCCACAAGCCGUGGGAGCCUGCGGGAGUUCCCGCCGGGCUCCCACGGCUUGCGCAGAGCUGCCUGCACCCCGAAGCCCAGGCGCUCUGAGCAGUUGCGCCGGGGCUUCGGGUAGCUCUGCGCAAGCCGCGGGAGGGCUCCCCCGGCUUGCGCAGAGCUGCCUCUUAUCCCGAAGCCCCGGCACGCUGAGCAGUCGCGCCGGGGCUUCGGGUAGCUCUGCGCAAGCCGCGGGAGGGCUCCCACGGCUUGCGGAGAGCAGCCUGUUCCAGGGGCUGGGGUCGGGGGAGGGGAAAUUCCCCCCCCCUCGCGCCUGGGGGGGGGGAAAUAUUUUUUUUCCUUUAUUUCCCCCCCAAAAAACUAGGUGCGCCUUAUGGGCCGGUGCGCCCUAUGGGGCGAAAGAUACGGUACUUAACCUGAGGUACCACUGUACUUUGCUAUUAGUACCCUAGCCACCGUCACUGCAUAGAAAAAUAGUUUUACUCUUUCUUUUGGGAUGUUGUCAAUUAGAAUCAAAAGGGGGAAGAGUAAACCCCAUAACUUUAGUGUCUGCACAAGCACUGUAGAUGUUAUGAUAUAUUUCCGCUGCAAAGAGAAGUUCCUACUGCUGUUGCUCUUCCAGUUUCUCCAACUGUGACCACCAGCAUAUGAAUGAAAUAACUCUGAGGUUUAAUGUGCAUUUGUUAAACUUUAAGUACCUCUCUGGGUGAGCAUUAUUCAAAAUUCCUUGUUAAGCACGGCAUCGAUUAACAAACACUUUAAGAAAGCUACAAGAGGAAUGGGUUUUAUUCCUGGAUUUUCCUAACAUCUUUCAGUAGUUUGUGCCAGAAUAUAAACACUGAGAUAGUGGGCACUGACGCCACUUCAUAUCAUACUCUGCGGAACAUGAAAGCAAACAUGUGCAAACUUGAUAAGCGUAUUGGCUUUUUGUAAUUGAAAGCAGACAAAACCACAUCUAAGCAUUCUUGGCUCUCUGUGUUGGUUUCACUGAAGUUUGGAGCCAUAGCUGUGGUGAAACAAUAUUCAUAUUUUACUCUUAUAAAAUCUGUUCGCCUACAGUGCUAAAUAAUUAAAGGGAGGAUAUGUAUAUAUUUGUAUAUAAAUGAGCUGGCUGAGAAUGUCAAGUAGUAGGGGAUGGGGCUAAGAGACUAGCUUCUCCUCACUACCUGCUCAAAGUGUACCUUUUGUGAGCUAGUUCUGGUCUGAGCUGCAGAACGUCCUAGUUGCCAUCUGAUUUUGAUAACUUUAUGCUUUGCAGGAUGGAUUAGGGUCAGUUCUCUUCACUUUGUAAAAUUUUAAAAUAUUGUUCUGAAUUUUUUUGUAGUGUUUCACAAUUCCCCAGGUUUUUUGGGGGGCUGGCAUGUGGCACAGUCCCCAACUUCCUGUGCUGUGUACCCCUUACCUGGCCUGCCCCACCUUAAACACCGUACCCUCAACCACUGUGAUUGGCUCCCCUGGUCCCCCAGCUCAUUUCCCAGACCCAUCUCCCCUCCCCCAAAACAACAACAACAACAGCAGCAACAACAAUCAAACAAAUUAAAAACAGUUUCAAGAAAUCAUUGAAUGCUCACAGUAGAUUUAUUUCAGCAAGGAAGGAGCAAGUUGCCGCAAAAGAGAGUAAAAGCCAUGUUUAUAACAUAACGUAUGUUUAAUACAUCUCAGCAGUUUAAGGGUGAGAAGGAACUGGAAUAAAGAAUGAGUAAUUAGAGUGGAUUAAUGUUUCUCUGAGCCAAAGUUGUGAAAUGUGGAUGCAACAUGCCUGAACUAUUUCUCUGGUUCAUUUUUUUCUUAUGUGAAGAAUACACAUAUAUCUCAUUGACUGUAUAUUGUAAAUCAAUAUGACUUUUAAAAUUAGACACCAGUUUGGUGGCACAUUUUGAGGACUGGACUUUUGACAGAAUCUGUUUUUGGAGCGUGCCUGACUAUCAUACUAAUGUUCUGGGCCAUGAGAAAGCAACAUAUAUUAAUUUUUGCUGGUUGCCUGUCUCUUUUUCAGUACUGACACUGAAAACAAUCCCUAGACCUUUGAGCUCGAAAGCUUGGAGUCACAACAGGGUUUGUGCAGAAAGUAAUUACAAGUACACAUUCCUACCACAUGCAGCAGGAUUUAUCCUAUAGACCCAUGCAGCUGAGGAAUUCAGCUAAGCUUUAAAGACCCUCAGGUAGAAAAAGGCAUCUGGGGUCAGGGAAAUACCAUGCUAGUUGGCUGCAACUUACAUAAAGAGAACCUGGCCGGAACGAUCAUUAGGAAGCACCCAACACAGCUGACAAUGAAUGAUAUUUUCUCUCUCUCACCCUCAGCAUUAAAAAGUGUAGCACACAUAGGGACAUUGUCCUGUUAAAAAUUAGGAAGAAUAAGGAGUACAUUAUUCUAAUAGGACCCAGACUACAGAACAAGUCCCCACCGCAACAGUAAUGUUUACAGCAGACGUGUAUGUCUUAUUAAAUAUUUCAGUUUAUUUAUUAAGGCUUCUUCCCAAAGUUGGGCACACAAUAAAAUAUAAUUAAUCAUAUAACAACACAAUAAAAUAUAAAUUCAUUGAAACAAUAGGAACAACUAAAGCCAAAGCCACGGCUUUAAACCAAGCCAUGUACAAACACAUUCAGCUCUAACCCUUUAAAAAAGCAUGGGCAAAAAGGUAGGCCUGUGCUUGGCACUGAAAUGACAGACGUUUUGUGUAGUGUCAAACUAGGACUAGGGAAACUCAGGGUCAAAUGUUCUCUAAGCUAUGUUGCUGAGUGAUCAUUGGCCCAUCAGUGUGACUCAGCCUAACCUAUCUCAAAGGGCUGUUACAAGUAUUAAAUGGGUGGCAGAGAAACAUGUAUGCCACCUUGAGCUCCUUACAUGGAAAGGCAAAAGAAAAAAUGUAAUAAAAUAAGUAAGAGGGAAAGCUCUUAGACCCAACCAAGGCUUCUGAGAGUGGAAGGGAAAGGAGAUGUGAUUUUAGCUUGUUCUUAUUUCCCAGUCAGCUCAAGAGGUUUGAGGAACCAUUUGAAACAGCGCGGGAGGUAUAUAUGGCAGACAUCAGGAGAAAUGAGUGGAAAUCAUAUCUCGCUUUCUGCUCAUGGAAGCCUCUCUGGAGCCAAGAUACAAUUGCAUACACCCCAAUGGCAAUAAACAGGACCACUAAAUAUUAAUCUCUCUCUUCUGAAGAUCCUGAAAGCAUCACUGUUAGUUUUACUACUCAAGUUUUAUUACUGUUUAUCACUUCUGUAGUAGUGUGCAAGUCAUGAGGCGGGCCAUAGAAAUAACACAGCCCUUCUGCUGUCCAGAAAUCAUACAGUUUUCAGUAAAUGAACAAUACAGGAAUGGUAGUGGUGGGAUUAAGGAAUGGCAAUGAGUAUUGGUCCUUUUGCGACCUUUUCCCCCCUGAUGAAGCCUCUGUAUUUUUAGCAGCUGUGUGAAAAGUAAAAUUAUAAGCAGGUAAAGAUUUACCCAGCAUGGAAAUGCAGCAGUGAGGAGAGUCACCUGCUGAAUAAUGUAGCCUGCAUAUAAUGUAGACUGUGAGGGAUUCUUCUUUCUCUGGAGUAACAGAAGUGACUUCUCACAAAUCACUUCUAUGACCCAAAAUUCCACAAAUUUCCUUGCUUGCCUUUCCUUUUUUGCCUGCUGUGGGGAAACGCCAAGUCCUGCUUGCCGUGGCUGGUGGAUUAGGGCAGCCUUCUUCCAUUUCAAAUCCUUCAACUCCCAUCAGCUCCAGCCAGCACAGCUGCGAUGGAAGCUGUGGUCCAAAACAUUUGGAGGGCUCCGGUUGGGUGAAGGGGGUGCAAGGGGAGCUGUGAAAUCAAGUCCCACCGGUUUUAAUGGCAGGAUGAAGCUUAUAUCUCCCCCAUUGAAAGCAAAAGUGCUUGACUUUGGCAGGAUCAUGCCCCUUAUUUGGCCUGCUUUAAGAAUCCAUCUUACAACGCAGGUGACGCUGUGGGUUAAACCACAGAGCCUAGGGCUUGCCGAUCAGAAGGUCGGCGUUUCGAAUCCCCGCGACGGGGUAAGCUCCCGUUGCUCGGUCACUGCUCCUGCCAACCUAGCAGUUCGAAAACACGUCCAAGUGCAAGUAGAUAAAUAGGUACUGCUCUGACGGGAAGGUAAACGGCGUUUCUGUGUGCUGCUCUGGUUCGCCAGAAGCGGCUUAGUCAUGCUGGCCACAUGACCUGGAAGCUGUACGCCAGCUCCCUCGGCCAAUAAAGUGAGAUGAGCGCCGCAACCCCAGAGUCGGCCACGACUGGACCUAAUGGUCAGGGAUCCCUUUACCUUUACCUAAGAAUCCAUCACCUCAGUAACAAUAUUGAUGCUACAGCAGGUACAUUAUUUAAGCAGGUCCUUAGCAUCCCUUAAACCCUUGAACAUUAGGAUAGCUGCAAUACAUUUCUACUAUCAAGUGUUGAAAAUGAAAAAAAGAGAGAUUCCCUCACAAACGUAACUCAAUCUUUUAAUUAUUUGUCCAAAUGUCAGCCAGUGUGCUGAUUGCCUCAGCUGAUUUACUUCUUGACAAGAAAUAUUUGUAUAAGGACGCCAGCAAGAAAUAUGAGAAGAAAGGAAAGCCCUUAGGGAGGUUUGAAGAGUUCUUUUAUGGCUAAAUCUACUGAAUAAGCAAUUGUAGCUGGACACAGAAGAGAAAAAUCCACACACUAUACUUUGGAAAAUUACAUACGAAACGUAAGCACAUUUGCUUAGAGUAAGGAUGGAUAUGGUAACUUAAAUUGGUGAUGGACUCUAUUGCCACUACACUCUUGCAAAACUGGAAUUUUAUUUUUUAUUGGAAAAGUGAACAAAUGAUGGGAAGAACUAGUAACUUAAAGCCAUUCCACUUGGCGCUACUAGAAGGAAUUCACAGGUACUUGGCAGUACAAUAUUUUCAUGAAAGGGAAAUAUAUUGUUAAAUUUUUGCCCAUCCAAAGGUUUUGAAAGGCCUUCACACUCAAAAGUGGCAACCCUAGAUGUACAGUAAUUUAUUGUAUUAUUUUCAUAAUAAAACACGAGGUCAAUGUUUAUACAGUGGUGCCUUGCAAGACGGAAUUAAUUCGUUCUGUGAGUUUUUUCGUCUUGCGAAUUUUUCGUCUUGCGAAUUUUUCGUCUUGCGAAGAACGGUUUCCCAAAGUCUUCAAAAUCACCAAAGUCUUCAAAAACCUCAAAAAAGGCUACCACACCGCGUGCUAUGAGUUGCUCCUCGAAGUCACCCUGGGUAUUAACGUUUUUAAGAAAAAGGAAACAAACUUGCAAGACGUUUGAGUUUUCGUCUUGCGAAGCAAGCCCAUAGGGAAAUUCGUCUUGCGAAGCAACUCAAAAAACGAAAAACUCUUUCAUCUUGCGAGUUUUUCGUCUUGCGAGGCAUUCGUCUUGCGAGGUACCACUGUACUGUUAUUUCAAGAAGUGAAAUACUUCUGUAUAUUAUGGAGUACUGGCUUUUUUAUUUGUUUGUUUGUUUAACAUAUUUAUUGACCAAAUAAUAAUAAAUAAUAAUAAUUAUUAUUAUUUAUACAUACAUACCCCGCCCAUCUGGCUCGGUUUCCCCAGCCACUCUGGGCGGCUCCCAACAGAUUAAAAACAGAAUAAAACAUCAAACAUUAAAAACUUCCCUAAGCAGGGCUGCCUUCAGAUGCCUUUUAAAAGUCAGGUAAUUGUUUAUUUUCUUGACAUCUGAUGGGAGGGCAUUCCACAGGGCGGGUGCCACUACCGAGAAGGCCCUCUGCUCUCUUUAAGAGCAGUCGUUAUUUUUGUGUGAGUUUUCUGUCGAUCCAUAAGUUAAUUGGUCAAAUGUAUACUAAAAUGUGUCCAUCACUUACUGAGAGCAUGGCCCAACUUAAAGUUAAAACUCAAUUUCAGUGUGAUAGUUCACUAUGUGCAUAAAUGUCUUCCAUUGAAGCCAAGGGAAUUAAAACGUUUGGCUGGAUGGUGUCCCUUUUGGCUUGCCGUAAGAAUUAGUUACAAAUCUGUAAAACUCAGACUGCUGCUUCUUAGCGCUGGCAAGAGGGAAUAUCUGAUUGGCGCAUGAAAUAUGUAUUUCCUCCUUUUGGUAUCUUAGUCAGAAACAGGACCUUUUCUGCGUGAUGCCUGACUUGUGGAAUGUCCUAAAUGGGUACAUCUGUCAGACUCCAUAUCUUCUGGUGUUUAAGCAGGUACUUCAAACCCACCUAUUUGCCUGUAUUAUUUUUAUUAGUUAAUUUUUAAAAAAGCUUUACAUCUGACAACAAAUUCAAGUUGCAGGCUGAUCCCAAAACAAUGAUUAAAUUAACCAUCUGUAAAUUGACCAGCCAUUGGGUUUUGAUCAUUGCUACGUUGGAAUGUUUAGUUGAUUUAUUGAUGCUGUAAGACUUUGUGGAUAUGAAUUAAAGCCUUUAUUCCUUUCUAAGCCAGAUUGUUAGCCACUUUGAAUAUAAAGAAUAAAGUGAGUAUCUAGGCAGAUAAAGGCACAGCCAAUAGAUCUACCAUAGCUUUAAUAAUCUCUUCAGUAGACCAUAUGAAAGGGUGACUGAAGCUGUGCUUGGGCUUCCGGAUGCCUUCUGCCUCACAAAGUCACAUUAUUGUCCCCUAUAUUUUCCACAACAUAUAGAGCACAACAGGCUGAAUGGUAACGUUUGUAACAAAUUUUUUACUGGUUACUUCCUAACAUACAAAUCAAGUGCAGGAUGUACACCAUCCUUAAGCAAGGUAUAUAACCUAUUUAAUUAAAACCAAUGCAGAUAUAUUUCUUCCUUUUUAUACAUUCUUGUUUGAUUUCAUAUAUUACACAGUCCUCGAAUGUGAUUAAGGAAAGGUCCACGGAAUGUCAUGGACGAUACAGCUGAUGAGGUUGGCUAUCAUUGGUCGCAGACACAGGCAGGCUGGCUCAGGCAGCUGGGUUGGGCAGAACAAGGUUUCCGGAUGUUUCCUUGUUUCACAUUCAAGGACUGUGUAAUAUAUGAAUUCAAACAAGACAGUAUUAAGAAAGGAAGAACUGUAUCUGCAUUGGAUUUAAUUAAAUAGGUUAUAUACGGUACCUUGCUUAAGGAUAGUAUAUGGUGUUCAUCCUGGACUUGAUUUGUAUGUUAGGAAGUAACCCAUAAAAAAAUUGUUACAAACAUUACCAUUCAGCCUGUUGUGCUCUAUAUGUUGUGACUAUUGCAUCUGCGUAACAAGGUAUUGUAUUUGUUUUGACCCUAUAUUUUCCACUCACAUAUGCAGGCAUCUCUGCAUUGGCCAUUCUUACAAUGUUUAGCAUUCAUAUUAGGAUCUUUGCACAAACAUGCAAUCCUUCACAAACCACAUUUGGAAACUAGGAAGGAGCUACAUACUACAAGUGCACAGGGUCAGCCAUUUCUGCUACCAUGACUUUCCUUUUUCAAUGUUGCAGUUGCUGGAAAUGGCUGCGGUGGCCCCUUUGUAAGUAGCAGCAUAAAAAAUUGACCUCACUUCAUGUGGCCAUGUACCCAAGUGUAUGAUUGGGUGAAUAGCAGCUUACACUGCCACUGCUCUCACUAGGCCUCUAAAAUGUCACUUAAGGACUAUUGUGAGUGCUGCAGUGUGGUGGGCUAGGAAACAUUGACUCCAUUGUGGCUAAGGUAUUAAUGCUGUUACAAUUAGACCAGUCAUGUCCUCACACAAUCAAUAGGACAUUUGUGUCUAAUUCUGUGACCGGUAGCUUCCCAAAAGCUCUUCAGCUCAGGCUGGUAGCAAGUUGCUGCAGGUAUUAUUAUUUUUUUAAUCCACAGGUGGGAGGUGUAUUUCCAGUUAUAGAUCAUAUUAAAACAUUCUUGGUUCAUUGUCUGGUACUUUUCCUUCAUUCUGGAGCCUGGUUUAUGCUCUUUGGCAUCAGAGAUCAAUGCUUCCAUUAUUUCUGUGUGUCGUCAAGCUGUUUUAUGAAGGCAUUAUUUAUAGUUAUAUUUUGACAGGGAGAAUUUUUCCCUUGUUUUUCCAGCCAGAUGUACUACCUUGUCUCUCAGAAGAGCAGCUUAAUGCCCUUCUGGAAGAAUGUAUGCAAACCCCAAGAAGAGUAAACAGUCUUACCUUGCCAAAAUCUCAGGGAUCCUUUCUUGAACGAACAAGUCUCUGUUGCAACACAGCUAAAGACAUCAUUCCAUCAGAUGAUGCCCAAAGUGUGGAAAAGCUGGCAAACCCAGAAAUGAUGGAUGUUCAAGAUAAUGAUACAUGUUCAAAGGAAAUGAUGGAAACCUCUGACUGUAAUCUCAGCAGAGCACUGGAUGAAUCUCACCUGUUAGAGAAAAAAGAAAAUGAGAAUCAAGAAAGCCAAGAGGAGGAGAUUGUGCAUGCCAGUAGCUCUGAGGACUACUUCAUGUCAAUAGCCCUUAGCACAGAGAGGCUGAAAAAACCUUCUUUUCUUGAUGAACCUUUUUAUUGUGUCAGCACAAACAAUGAGCCAUCCACAGAUGUCAACAUUCCUAGCAUACCAUUGAAAACCAGAGGAGGUGAGGUUCUUAAUAAACCGUUGGAAUAGGCUUUUGAUUGUGAUUUUAAAAACCCAAGCAGGUUCUCAUCGAAGGUAUGCACUAAUGUAUUAUGAUUACACUGGUAGGGCAAAAAAGCCCUUUCAUAAGGCACAAAACGAUGCCAGAAAUAACACAAAAUUUCAAAAUGUUUUCUGACAUUCUUGAACUGACAUAAAUAGCUGUGAGAUUAGUUCUCAGGAAAAGCACUAAAAAUAAUGAUUGAUUAUGUCAGCUGGCAAUAAAGUUGGAUAUACACAGAUGAAUUAUCUCUUUAAUAAUAUGUAAACCUGUUUCUUUUGUUCAUUGUGUCGAUAAAAUGUGUAAAAGGUUGCAGAAAAGGUCAGCUGACUGCAUUUUUAAAAAAAGGAACUGGUAGCAUUGCUCAAUAAUAAUACAGAGGUGAUGGAUAUUUCUAGUUAGAGAUCAUUUUAAAAUUUUAUUGGUUUAGUGUCUGGAAGUUUUCCUGUGUUGCCCAAUAAUAUUAACAAAGGGUGGGAAUACAUUGUCUCUCUAUUCUGAGCAUACCACUGUAAUGCACAGGAGUCCUUAGAAGUCAAUUAAUGUGUAUAAAUUGGCCAGGCUUCUCUUUAGUUGUGGCAAAGUGUUCUGAGUACUCAUCAGUCAUUUUGACUUUUCUAACAGAAGCCUCUGCUGCUGAAUGACACUUGAAUGAAGAAUGCAUUUAAACGUAUUUUGUUGUUGAGUCUUUUUAACUUUAUGUACCACCUUGAACUAUCCAGGCAAAGAAAAGUAGAAUAAAUGCAAGACAUAGAAUUCUCUCAGGAUUUUGGCAAAGCCCCUAUAAAGCAACAGGCAGAUUAGAUGCUACAGUAAAUAUGUGGUUACUGCCAAAAAAAUAAUAAUAUCAGUGUCUAGCACCCCUUUUGCUUCCCUAAUGUCUCUAGUACAUCUAGGGAUGGUGUUGGACCAGCAUGACCAAUGGUCAGGGAUGAUGAGAGGAUGACUGAAACAUCUCCUGUGCUAUGGUUAUUCAUAUAGCAGCAGUUGACUUUCCCAAGUUAGAAUAUGGCUGAGCAAGGAUUUCCUAGGUCAAACUCCAGUAUUCUAUCAAAUGAAACAUUUACUUGGGAUACAACAAUAUUUCUUAGCUAGACAUGCCAAAUUUUCAUAAUGUAGUAUCUUUGUACCCAUCUAGUGGCCAUGAUUAAAUGUUUGGGAUUUGCCAUUUUUAGUAGACUGUAAGGAAUUAUGUGACAGCGACCCAGACAUACAAGCUAGAAAGCAGAUGAAUUUUGCAUAAUAUAUGGUAUGGAAUAAGUGGGUGGAGAUAAGUUUUUCUUCCUUUCUCUUAAUACUUGAACUUGGGGCCAUCCAAGGAAGCUGACUGUUGGAAUAUUCAGGAUAGGCAGAGGAAAGCACUUCUUCACACAGUGCAUAGUUAAAUUAUUUGCUUCUCCAGGCAGUAGUGAUGAUCACUUGGAUAGCUUUAAAAGAAGAUCAGGCCAACAAGGCUUUCAACUAGCCACAAUGUUCUACCACCUCCUUUGGAGGCAGGAUGCCUUUGGACACCUGUUGCUUGGAAUCCCAAAGUGUGCUCUGAUCUUGUUUCCUGGUUUCCCACUGGCAUCUGGUUGGCAAAUACUCUAGGCCAGGAAUAGUCAAUGCAAUGCCCUCAAGGUGUUGAACUCAAACUUCCAUCAGUAUAGCCAGUGUUCUCAGUGUUCAGGGAUGAUGGGAGUCGUAUUCCAUCAACAUUGGGAGGGCACCAUAUUGAUUACCCGUGGCCUAGUCUGUGGCCAGCAAUGCCCAGAGUGGGCUGAUGGCAGCAAUAACAUCCAGCUGCUUUUUUCAUUUAUACUUCUGAAUACUGUAGGCCUUUCAAUAAGCCAAGAAUGGUUUUAUUUCUGUACAGAUGAACUGAAAGAUGAAGACGUGACUGAAGAGUAA
This is a messenger RNA of Podarcis lilfordi (Lilford's wall lizard), 72330 nucleotides long. NCBI's taxonomy places the organism in Eukaryota, Metazoa, Chordata, Lepidosauria, Squamata, Lacertidae. The record is from the annotation of a GenBank genome assembly.